AUGGGAGGCGAAAGCCUCACCCCUCCUCACCCCUCCUCACCCCUCCUCACAGGGAUGAUCACUCUGUAUCAGAUAGAGGGGAAAGUCAAGGCUUCCAUCCGCAAGCGGACGGGCGUUCGUGAUACCAUCUGGACACAUCACGAUCACACACACCGAAUACUGUAGCGGGCCUGGGGGCGAGGGAGCAACAGCGCUCCAAUCAUUACAGGAGGCCUCUGUGUGGCUAAUGCUGAUUUAUUCUAAAAAAUAUUCUGAUUUAAUUAAACAGUGUAUUUUAAGGUCAUGUGAAGGUUAUCCAUCCCUGUGGUCGUGGUGGCUGGCAGACAGAAUGCCAGGUAGUUGCAUUAGAAGAAGAGGCCACAAAGGACCUGGAUGACUCCUUUUUAGAUCCGGCUUCUCCAAUUGGUGGACCCGCGGGUGGUUUUAUUUGGCCCCCCAAUUUUAAAUAUAAUUUUCAUUGUUGGACAUAAGACUGUAGAAAGACCAGGAAAUCAGCUCGGAGUGAUUUUACACAAUUGGAAGAAAGGUUUGAAAUGGUUGUUUUAGUCAAAUAUUAUAUUUGCUUGGGCUUCUUGCAGGCAAUUUGCGGCCUACAAAUUAUUUGUAAUUACGUUCCUCCCCCCCCGACCAUUCGCUCAAUAAAAAAUUGUCCCGUGGUUGAAUGUAGUUUAUGAUCCCUGCUUUAGAAGCUACAGGUUGAAGCCAAUGGGCAGUUGGGCAUUCCCUAUAUAUAUAUAUACACAAACACACAUUAGGGCCGGGACCAUACCAGUAUUGACAUAUUCGUUACUAUUGUGGCAAGGAAACGAAACGCAAAGCUGAUUUAACUUAUUUAGGAAAACAGUCCUAAUGUUGGAAACAAACAUGUUGUCAUCCAGAGUCACAUGUAUUUAUUUUCCAAGCUAUGGUGGACAAUAUUUUACAUACAGCAGGUUUUUAAAGGACCAUAGAGUUUAUUCUGCUUCAUGUUUUCAUAUUUGCUGUGACUCUGGUCCGGUGCCUAGUCAGGCAGCUUCUGGUGCCAUGACUGCACAAAUGCUGAGUUGGGGCAGUUUCGUCGGCGGUCAGGCGGCUGGCUGAUCAGGCACUUCCUGCUAACUCUGCGAUUAACUCCCUUGAAUAAAUGUUUGUUUUGUCUGCCAGCUGACUGCUGGAGAAUAGAGCUCUGUCUGUGGUCUGCAUCUGUAUGUGUGGGGCUGUGUAGUCUGUAUGUGUGGGGCAGUGUAGUAUGUACAGUGGGGAAAAAAAGUAUUUAGUCAGCCACCAAUUGUGCAAGUUCUCCCACUUAAAAAGAUGAGAGAGGCCUGUAAUUUUCAUCAUAGGUACACGUCAACUAUGACAGACAAAAUGAGAAAAAAAAAUUCCAGAAAAUCACAUUGUAGGAUUUUUUAUGAAUUUAUUUGCAAAUUAUGGUGGAAAAUAAGUAUUUGGUCAAUAACAAAAGUUUCUCAAUACUUUGUUAUAUACCCUUUGUUGGCAAUGACACAGGUCAAACAUUUUCUGUAAGUCUUCACAAGGAUUUCACACACUGUUGCUGGUAUUUUGGCCCAUUCCUCCAUGCAGAUCUCCUCUAGAGCAGUGAUGUUUUGGGGCUGUCGCUGGGCAACACAGACUUUCAACUCCCUCCAAAGAUUUUCUAUGGGGUUGAGAUCUGGAGACUGGCUAGGCCACUCCAGGACCUUGAAAUGUUUCUUACGAAGCCACUCCUUCGUUGCCCGGGCGGUGUGUUUGGGAUCAUUGUCAUGCUGAAAGACCCAGCCACGUUUCAUCUUCAAUGCCCUUGCUGAUGGAAGGAGGUUUUCACUCAAAAUCUCACGAUACAUGGCCCCAUUCAUUCUUUCCUUUACACGGAUCAGUCGUCCUGGUCCCUUUGCAGAAAAACAGCCCCAAAGCAUGAUGUUUCCACCCCCAUGCUUCACAGUAGGUAUGGUGUUCUUUGGAUGCAACUCAGCAUUCUUUUUCCUCCAAACACGACGAGUUGAGUUUUUACCAAAAAGUUAUAUUUUGGUUUCAUCUGACCAUAUGACAUUCUCCCAAUCCUCUUCUGGAUCAUCCAAAUGCACUCUAGCAAACUUCAGACGGGCCUGGACAUGUACUGGCUUAAGCAGGGGGACACGUCUGGCACUGCAGGAUUUGAGUCCCUGGCAGCGUAGUGUGUUACUGAUGGUAGGCUUUGUUACUUUGGUCCCAGCUCUCUGCAGGUCAUUCACUAGGCCCCCCCGUGUGGUUCUGGGAUUUUUGCUCACCGUUCUUGUGAUCAUUUUGACCCCACGGGGUGAGAUCUUGCGUGGAGCCCUAGAUCGAGGGAGAUUAUCAGUGGUCUUGUAUGUCUUCCAUUUCCUAAUAAUUGCUCCCACAGUUGAUUUCUUCAAACCAAGCUGCUUACCUAUUGCAGAUUCAGUCUUUCCAGCCUGGUGCAGGUCUACAAUUUUGUUUCUGGUGUCCUUUGACAGCUCUUUGGUCUUGGCCAUAGUGGAGUUUGGAGUGUGACUGCUUGAGGUUGUGGACCGGUGUCUUUUAUACUGAUAACAAGUUCAAACAGGUGCCAUUAAUACAGGUAACGAGUGGAGGACAGAGGAGCCUCUUAAAGAAGAAGUUACAGGUCUGUGAGAGCCAGAAAUCUUGCUUGUUGUAGGUGACCAAAUACUUAUUUUCCACCAUCAUUUGCAAAUAAAUUCAUUAAAAAUCCUACAAUGUGAUUUUCUGGAAUUUUUUUCCUCAUUUUGUCUGUCAUAGUUGACGUGUACCUAUGAUGAACAUUACAGGCCUCUCUCAUCUUUUUAAGUGGGAGAACUUGCACAAUUGGUGGCUGACUAAAUACUUAUUUUCCCCACUGUAUGUGUGUAGUCUGUGUGUGUGUGGGGCUGUGUAGUCUGUGUGUGUGUGUGGGGCAGUGUAGUCUGUAUGUGUGUAGUCUGUGUGUGUGUGUGUGGGGCAGUGUAGUCUGUGUGUGUGUGUGGGGCAGUGUAGUCUGUGUGUGUGUGUGGGGCAGUUUAUUUUUUUUAAUUUUUUUAUUUCACCUUUAUUUAACCAGGUAAGCCAGUUGAGAACAGGUUCUCAUUUACAACUGCGACCUGGCCAAGAUAAAGCAAAGUAGUGCAAUAAAAACAACACAGAGUUACAUAUGGGGUAAAAAAAACAUAAAGUCAGAAAUACAACAGAAAAUAUAUAUACAGUGUGUGCAAAUGUAGCAAGUUAUGGAGGUAAGGCAAUAAAUAGGCUAUAGUGCAGAAUAAUUACAAUAGUAUUAACACUGGAAUGCUAGAUGUGCAAGAGAUUAUGUGCAAAUAGAGAUACUGGGGUGCAAAAGAGCAAAAUAAAUAACAAUAUAGGGAUGAGGUAGUUGGGUGGGCUAAUUUCAGAUGGGCUGUGUACAGGUGCAGUGAUCGGUAAGGUGCUCUGACAACUGAUGCUUAAAGUUAUUGAGGGAGAUAAGAGUCUCCAGCUUCAGAGAUUUUUGCAAUUCGUUCCAGUCAUUGGCAGCAGAGAACUGGAAGGAAUGGCGGCCAAAGGAGGUGUUGGCUUUGGGAAUGACCAGAGAGAUAUACCUGCUGGAGCGCAGACUACGGGUGGGUGCUGCUAUGGUGACCAAUGAGCUAAGAUAAGGCGGGGAUUUGCCUAGCAGUGAUUUAUAGAUGGCCUGGAGCCAGUGGGUUUGACGACGAACAUGUAGUGAGGACCAGCCAACAAGAGCGUACAGGUCACAGUGGUGGGUAGUGUAUGGGGCUUUGGAGACAAAACGGAUGGCACUGUGAUAGACUACAUCCAAUUUGCUGAGUAGAGUGUUGGAGGCUAUUUUGUAAAUGACAUCGCCGAAGUCAAGGAUCGGUAGGAUAGUCAGUUUUACGAGGGCAUGUUUGGCAGCAUGAGUGAAGGAGGCUUUGUUGCGAAAUAGGAAGCCGAUUCUAGAUUUAACUUUGGAUUGGAGAUUCUUUAUGUGAGUCUGGAAGUUGAGUUUACAGUCUAACCAGACACCUAGAUAUUUGUAGUUGUCCACAUACUCUAGGUCAGACCCGUCGAGAGUGGUGAUUCUAGUCGGGUGGGCGGGUGCUAGCAGCGUUCGAUUGAAAAGCAUGCAUUUAGUUUUACUAGUGUUUAAGAGCAGUUGAAGGCUACUGAAGGAUUGUUGUAUGGCAUUGAAGCUCGUUUGGAGGUUUGUUAACACAGUGUCCAAUGAAGGGCCAGAUGUAUACAAAAUGGUGUCGUCUGCGUAGAGGUGGAUCUGAGAGUCACCAGCAGCAAGAGCAACAUCAUUGAUAUACACGGAGAAAAGUGUCGGCCCAAGAAUUGAACCCUGUGGCACCCCCAUAGAGACUGCCAUAGGUCCAGACAACAGGCCCUCCGAUUUGACACACUGAACUCUAUCUGAGAAGUAGUUGGUGAACCAGGCGAGGCAGUCAUUUGAGAAACCAAGGCAGUGUAGUCUGUGUGUGUGUGUGGGGCAGUGUAGUCUGUGUGGGGCAGUGUAGUGUGUGUGUGGGGCAGUGUAGUGUGUGUGUGGGGCAGUGUAGUCUGUGUGUGUGUGUGGGGCAGUGUAGUCUGUGUAUGUGUGUGGGGCAGUGUAGUCUGUGUGUGUGUGGGGCAGUGUAGUCUGUGUGUGUGUGUGGGGCAGUGUAGUCUGUGUGGGGCAGUGUAGUCUGUGUGUGUGUGUGGGGCAGUGUAGUCUGUGUGUGUGGGGGGGGCAGUGUAGUCUGUGUGUGUGUUUUAGGUUUAUGAUAGUCAGAGAGAAGGUAACUUAGGCUACAUGUAAGCCUGUAUUUGCAUAUCUGGUGUGUGAGUGCAGGGCAUGUUUAUACUGCGUCAUCACCAAGUGUACACCCUGGGAUCUGAGACAUGCACUGACUUGUUCCUUCUCUUGUCCCUGUUCUUCCUGGCGACUGUUGCUGGACUUCAUUUUUUUUGUUAAAGGCCUAACCGUGCUGUGUAAGAUGUGGAUUGGAUUAGUAGAAGUGAUUGUAUUAAAGAUGAUCUAACGUGUCUUGUUUCAGAGCCGUCAGCCAGUCCAGCGAAGGAUAACCACAGGAUGAACAGCUACAAGAACAAAGCCCUGAAUGUGGAGGAGAUGAGGCGCAGGAGAGAGGAGGAAGGAAUCCAGCUUAGGAAGCAGAAACGAGAGCAACAGGUACACAACAUAUAGCAUCUAGCACGGCUUACCACACCUAGCCUAGGCAGAUGCACACACAGACACUCAUCUGCUGUUUCUCUCCUAUAUUUGGCCAGCUCUUCAAGAGGAGAAACGUUGACAUGUUGAACGAGGAGGGAGGCAUGUUUGAGAGUCCACUGGUCGACUCGUAUGUGGACUCCACAGCCACAGAGGAAGGAGUCCUGACUAGACACCUGGUGGAGAUGCUCUUCUCAGAGGACCCAGAGCUCCAACUCACCACAACACAGACGUUCAGGAAACUACUGUCCAAAGGUACCUGGCUCUUCAGUGAAUAUCAUCAGGAUAUCCUGUAGCCUGUCUGUGUAUGGCCGUGCUCGUCACUCCUGGUCCUGGUGACCCUCGGGGGUGUUGUCACUCCUGGUCCUGGUGACCCUCGGGGGUGUUGUCACUCCUGGUCCUAGUGACCCUCGGGGGUGUUGUCACUCCUGGUCCUGGGGACCCUCGGGGGUGUUGUCACUCCUGGUCCUGGUGACCCUCGGGGGUGUUGUCACUCCUGGUCCUGGGGACCCUCGGGGGUGUUGUCCCUCCUGGUCCUGGGGACCCUCGGGGGUGUUGUCACUCCUGGUCCUGGGGACCCUCGGGGGUCUGCAGGCUGUUGCUCCAAGCCCAGCCCGGCGCUAACACAGCUGAUUAAGCUACCUCCCUCUUGGGUGGUGAAGGUUGUGAGUCCAUGGUGCUAAUUGUUAGACCGUUACUCAUAUAUUCAGUGUCUGAUCUUGUUCCAGAACCCAAUCCACCUAUUGACGAGGUCAUCAACACCCCAGGCAUUGUAGAGAGGUUGGUAGAGUUCCUGAAGACGAGCGUCAACUGCACAUUACAGGUGAGACCUCGGAAUAUUAGGAAAUGUUUUUAUUGGUCAAAUAGAAAAGUUAACCCAGACAAGUACUGGAAACCUAGAAGGAUGGUCAGGCUUUAAUUGGCUGUUUAUCCAUUGUGGAUAUCAUUGUAAAUUAUUGCUGUCUACAAUAACAUGUUGUCAAGUUUUAUUAUCAAUACCAAUGUGUCAUUAAUAAAGUCUCUGUCUGUGUAGUUUGAGGCGGCGUGGGCGCUGACCAACAUAGCAUCAGGUACGUCCAUGCAGACUAACAUAGUAAUCGAGGCGGGAGCAGUACCCAUCUUCAUAGAACUACUCAACUCUGACGUUGAAGAUGUUCAGGAACAGGUAAGACAAGGCAUUCCACACUACAUCUUAACAGGCAUGGGAAAAUAGAUUACCAGACCAUCUAUCAUUUCUACCUAGUUGUGGAAUUGGAACCGCUCUCUCCCUCCCCCGCUCUCCCUCUCCCUCCCCCGCUCUCCCCCUCUCCUCUCUCUCCCUCCCCCGCUCUCUCUCUCCCUCCCCUGCGCUCUCUCUGCUCUCCCCGUCUCUCUCUCUCUCGCUCCCCCGCUCUCUCUCUCUCCCUCCCCCGCGCUCUCUCUCUCCCUCCCCCGCUCUCUCUCUCCCUCCCCUGCGCUCUCUCUGCUCUUCCCCGCUCUCUCUCGCUCCCUCUCUCUCAUCGCUCCCCCCCCGCUCACUCGCUCCCCUCCCCUCGCGCUCUCGUCCUCUCUCUCUCUCGUCUCAUCUGUUCUCCCAGCCCUCUCCUCCCCCUCCCCCGCUCUCCUCCUCCCUCUCUCUCGCCUCCCUCCCCCCGCUCUCUCUCUCCCGCCCCCCCGCUCUCUCUCUCCCUCCCCCCGCUCUCUCUCAUACCACUCCCCGCUCUCUCUCUCCCUCCCCUGCGCUCUCUCUGCUCUCCCCGUCUCUCUCUCUCUCUCUCGCUCCCCCGCUCACUCUCUCUCCCUCCCCCGCGCUCUCGUCUCUCUCUCUCCCUCCCCCGCGCUCUCGUCUCUCUCUCUCUCUCUCUCAGGCAGUGUGGGCUUUGGGUAACAUAGCAGGGGACAGUGCAGUGUGCAGAGACUACGUACUCAACUGUAAUAUCCUACCACCACUAUUAAUGUGAGUACACAAUCACACACUACUGUUGUGUGUGUAUCAGUGUAAUCAGAGCGGAGGUCCUGUGUCAUCUGAUGUUAUCUACUACUCCACAUAAGACGUUCACUCAUGGUUCCUCUCCCCUGUUCCUCUCUCCAGGCUUCUGACCAAAUCCACCAGACUGACCAUGACUAGGAAUGCAGUGUGGGCUCUGUCUAACCUGUGCAGGGGAAAGAGCCCCCCACCUGUAUUUGAGAAGGUAAAACACAAACCCCUAACCCCACCCACAGUCCCACCCCCUCUUUGGAAUGGUCGAACACCUAUCCAGUUACUUCUGGGACCAUAUUCAUACAUCGUCUCAGAGUAGGAGGGGUCCUAGUACUGCAAGGUCCAGGGUCAAGGCAAACCCUCUGCAUGUCUCCACUAUGUUAGCACAGCUUCUGUGCUGAAAGUGGCUUCAGACAUAUUUCACAUUUCUAGAAUCGGUUGGAGCCAGAGAAGUACUGUUGGUGUAGUCACAACAUUAUAUAAUAGGAUCAGUAUCUGAUUUGAAACACUUAGUAGUAUUAACACCUCUCUGUUUUGGUACUUCCUGAAUAAUAUGAAUGAUGAAGUCAGUCUUUUGGAAUCCAUGUACCUAUGGACCCUGCUGUCAAGUAGUGCACUAUGUAGGGAAUGAGUAUGCCGUGGAGCUAGUCUGUAAUGCUGUGUUAUGCCUGCCUGUUAGCUAGCUGAUGGUUGAAUCUGCUAGGGACUCUGGCCAGCCAGAACAUAACAGCUGCAGUGACUCGGACUGAGCAUGUGACCAGGGAAUGGUAUGUGAAGAGGCAGGAGUUUUCUCUCACCCUGUGACUCUCUCAAAAGUCUAAAGGAUUAUUCCUCUCUCUUCCACUCGGUUUCUCUAUUGGCUAUGAGAGGGACAGGAAGCCAUUUUAGACCUGAGAUUCACUCUGUGUGGGAGGAUGUGGCCCAAUAGCCUACUCUUAGAUGGUUCCCUGUCAACUUUCCCCUAGUCACAGUAACUCAUUUAAUGGGCUGUUAUAGUGUCAGAGAGGGCAUAGUAUUCAGCCCUAUCAGUAGAACUAGAGGAGAGGAGAUGAGAAGGAGAGAGCAUGUUAGCGUAUCGGUUUCUCAUAUCGAAAUCAUUGACUCAUCCCUACGCAUUCUACAAAGAGAAUAUCGGAGUUCAGAACCAUAAUGUCAGAUCUGUCUGUUAACUUUAAAAUGACACGACGACUAGGUUCCAGUUUAACAACGUUUACUAAACCGUAUUUCCACAGCACACGGUUGCCAUUGCACUCAGGCCAGGUCCUUCGACAGUGAGACUACCGCACAGGCAUACUAACAACAGACUGAUAACAGAAAUAUAGAGAUACUUCAAACAUGAACUUAACAUUCUCCCACUUUUUUCUUUUAAAGACAAAUAAAACAUCAACAAAAUAAUUUAAUGUCCCAAGUAUUAUUUAAGGUACCCAUUACAAAUGGGUUGUGUGACAAAGUAAAAAAAAAAAAACAUUUGUAUUACUCAAGCUGCCACUUUCCAUUACUUGAGUUCCUUUAGGAGCACAAGACCGGAUGCUCCCUGUUUAGUCAGACAGUCAACAAGCUGUCCCUUUUGUGGCCGACCACAGAAUCCGCUGGAUUCUCCGUGUGCUUGAAUAAGUUCCUUGAUGCUGCUAAUCUCAAGACAAAAAGUAUUUUCUCUGUGACAGACCUGGUUGACUUGACAGCAUCAACGAAGGAGUAGUCAUCAGUGACACAAACUACAGGGUAGAAUGUGCCGUUUUGUCUCACCAGCGGUAAGCGCUGAGAACAGAGUUGCCAGGAAGAUGGCAUUGUCAAUUCCGUCCGCCAGAGCAAGGGUUUCUCCGGCAAGUGUGCUUCGGACAACAUUUCUGAUCCUUUUUGACUGCCAACAGAUAGGUGAGAAUCUUCCUUCUUCACCCAUUAACACGACUAGAUGUUCACCUUUUUGUGUGCCUCUAUCUGGAAGCAUCACUGAAGACAACUAGUUUCAGAGUCAUCUUUUCCAACAUGCUGAAACUUCAGUCACUUGUUUGUGAUUUUCAGUUUAUUGAACAACUUUUGUUUGCCUCAUGAACGGUUUGUGCAGUGGCAUGGUUUUGCGUUGGAUGCCAAGUUGCAGCCAUCAAACAUUACAUCAGGUCUACUCUGUCUAGCAACCCGUAGAAUUUGACCUGUCUUUGACCUCCAAUUGAUCAGCUUCAAUUCCACAGAGGGAGAGGGAGGGGGGGGGGGGGGGGGUUGGGAUUGUUACUGCUCUUGAAGAGUCCAUGUGGAUGGGGUUGAAGAUUCUUGAUAUAGCUUUCCUGUUGCAUCAGUAUUGUUCCGUCAACUGUAAUAAACACUAUGGCAACAUUACAAAAAAAGAUCAUGUUCUUCUCGGCCGACCUGAGGUGUGGAGUCACAGUUGGAGCAAAGGUCUGUGAAGCCACCCCAGAUGACGUCCCCAACAUGACAGGCAAGUACUCCAGUCACAUUGCAGUCCUUGAUCAAGCCAAUAGAUAGACUGCAGGAUCCACUUGUGACAUUUCUCCACCUGUACUCGGCAUCGUUGCCUUUUUUUGGACCAGUAGAGGGAUGCCUCUGCCAGGCCAUACACACACCUUGUUUGUUUGUUUGUUUGUUUGUUUGUUUGUUUGUUUCCACAGUGUUCCUUCGCGCUUAGCUUCAGGCGGAGGUUGGAUGUGAAUGUCCCUUGACAGCUCUGUUCCCUGCAAAAAAAAAAUGCAAUUUUUCCUCCAACUGCUGAGCUCAUCUAGUUUAGCUGAGUUAAAUGACACGUCGUUUGUUUCAAGUACAUCAUCAUUUUGAAUGACGUUUUGUUUUUCUCAAUUUUUCCAUUGGUUCAACUCUGAGGUUAUCUACAAGUGACAGGUCAGCUGACCCUGUUGUACCAGAAAGUGUAGCUGGUUCAGAGUACUGCAAGUUGUACCAGUUCUGGUGUUUUCCUUUUUGCUGUUCCUGCUCGUCCAAUGACGGUUGCUGUAUGUGGAAUACCACUUUCUCUGUCCAUGUAUUUAACAGUUUUGUCCGGUUUUCAAAUUGGAACAACCAUGUUGUCUUAACACGUGGCUGUUGUUGAACGUUUUCCUCAUUUGAACCCUCAACAGUAUUACCUGUGUCAUGGUUGAAGGUCUCUGCUCCAAUUGCCUGUUUCAGUGUCCAUAUCAUUGGAUGCGACAUCUGGUGGGUUUUGUGUCUGUUAAAGUGUUCUUUCUGUCAUUUUCAGUAGUGAUUCUCAGCAACAGCCCCUCCAUCUUGUUGAUCAUUUACUUUCCGCAAUCCUGAGUGAGGCACCCUGACAAUGGUGCCUCACAAAUAUCACCACACCAUCUUGGCCAAUGACGACUCCCGGUCCUUUCCACUCUUGACAGUCAACUCAUUUGUUGUACACUUUGUUUCCAGUCUCGUACUUCUCAUGGGUGGGUAGAAGCCGUUUUACACAGAGCCCUGCGAACUCUCUCUGAACACUCUGCUUCAGUGAAUGCUUUUCUCGCUGCAUGUAGUGCUGAAAGGUGUCGUCCCACCCAUGCACUCACAAUGGUCCCUUCAAGUGCUGGUGGCUUGUCAGCCAGUACAGAGGGAAGGUUAGGGUUCUGCCCGAACUCUAGUAGGUGGUAUGGGCUGUAGCCAUGAACAUUGUGCAUUUUUGUUUUUUGCCAUCAAAGCCCAAUCUUGGGCUGUUUUCCAGUCACAUCCAUUGUCUUGCUUCACUUUCAGCAUGAUCUCUGUGAGUGUUUGAUUAUGUCUCUCCAGAAGUUAAUUGCUCCAUGCAGCAGUUGUCUUUACUUCCAUGUCGAAUUUCUCAGCCAUUUCUCUUUAUUUCGUUAUUAUUGAAUUCUCCUCCGUUGUCACUGUACAAUUUCUGGGGCGGGCCGUGCAAUGCACUCUUAUCCAGGAAUGAAUGAAGUGCUUGACGAUUUCACUGGGUUUCUUUUUGUAUUCACAAUGCUUCCAGCGCUGAAGCGUGUGAAGUGGUCGAUUUUUAUGUGAAGGUACCACACACUAGGUCCUAGCUCAUGUAGAUCUGCAGCCACUGGAGGCCAGUGGCAAACCAACAGCUGGUCUGGGCUUAGGUUUGCUGUUCUUCUGGCAUGUCUCACAACUGUCAACUAUCUACCGUAGAAUGGAAAUACUGUCGUCAUUAUUCCCAGAACUGCUUGAGUAAUUUCUGAAGUCUGUCAACUUGUAGCAUGUCCAAACUGUUUGAGGUUUUAACAAUACUUUGUGUUUUUCCCUCUGUGUUCAUGUUCUCUGUGACUGUCAGAAUCUCCAUGUGCUCUGUGUCCGUCAAUCUCGUUUUUUUACAUGGACUCUGUGUGAUGUCUUUUGUCUAAAACGUUUACACAAUAGUGUCCUGAGGUAGUAAGUUUAAAGGUCACUGGUUGUUUAAACAUCACUGCCUUGUCAUUUUUUAUGUCUAGUACAGCCUCUGCCUUCUUGAGGGAAGCUUUGCUUAAGAGUAAGGGGAUAUCUACAGGGACCACCUCUGUUUCAAUGUGACACUUAGUCUGACCAAUUUUUGCUGGUACCUUGACUCUCUUGGUAGAAUGGACAAUUCUCCCAUCUCCAAAUUUGAAAGCUCUGUUGCUCGGUGUGUCAAUCAUAUUUUGUACUUUCAUAUUUUAGUUCACUGACAUGGCUAUCAAGCCAUUUUGGACCACACACUGUGCAGUAUCAAUCACAGCAGAUCCUAAGGAUUCAACUGUAAAGAUCUCAGUAUCAAGAAGCAGAUUCGUUUGAAACAGUGUGAUGUUACACUUCUCCGUCACUGUGUUUUUUACAUGUUCCUCUGUUUGUUUUAACGUGUUCAUUUUUACGAGGACAGACUUUAACCCGAUGCUAAGAGCUUUGACAAAUGGCACAUUUUGAUCUCCUUCCAUACCUGUGUCCAGUGGAUUUCCCGACGGGCAAUGGUGCCCUCAUCUGGUUGUCUUGAGAACGUGACCUGUUGGGGCCUUUUCUCUGCAGCUCAGUGUAAUAUGCCACGUCACUCGCAUGCAUUCCAUCUGUUAUUGGCGCGAGGGACGUCUUCUCACAAAACAAAGUAUUUUUAGUGCCGACUUCAUUGACGCGAAAGUCAGCGCAGUACAAGCGGUCAAAGCCAACUGAUUCUCCCUACCAUCCAGACAGGCAGUAUCUAGCAACUUGGAAAGCUAACACUGCAUCUGGGGGAAACCAUGUUGUACUUGCACAUCUUAUUAGAUAUAAUCCUGUUAGACCUCUGUUCGAAAUCAAUGAUGGAGUCCGUCAUUGCAACCGAAAUGUCUCUAGUAACACCGUCAAAGUUUGAAUAUGCCUCGUAGGCUCCCCUCUCCUUUUAAGAAACACAGAUUCCAGUGCUCUGAUCAAAGUUCCCAUGGAUAUUUCCAGUGCUCUGAUCAAAGUUCCCAUGGAUAUUUCCAGUGCUGUAUCUCUCGCUCUUCCCUCGAGCGAUAAUUCCACCGCAAGUGCUUGCUUUUUCUCGUCCAGAUUAGUAACCCGUGUCCAGAUUCCAAGUUAAUUAUUCUAACUCUCACAUGACCUCUUCUCGUCGAAGCCAGGUGGCACAGUGUAGUUAUUAACCAUCCUCCGCUACCAAUGUUUACCUUAAAAUGACACGACGACUUGGUAAAAGUUUAACCGUGUUUACUAAACCGUAUUUCCACAGCACACGGUUGCCAUUGCACUCAGGCCAGGUCCUUCGACAAUGAGACUACCGCACAGGCAUAUUAAUAACAGAGUGAUAGCACUGUAAUAACAGAAAUAUGUAGAGAUACUUAAAACAUGAACUUAACACUGUUCUAUCAGAAUGAGAAUAUCAAACAGAGUUCAGAGCGUGACGUCAUAUCGGAAAUGAAUGCUUCAUCCAAUAUGACGUGUGACCGCUGUGAUCAGCAAGCUGCAUCCCCUAACCAGCCAUUACUCUCCAUCAAUGUUCAAUCAAAAGAAAAUUGGGACAGCAAAUUUCAGGUCUGCUGAGCACAAACCUGAACGUUGUAAAACAUUCUGUGCAACUUCUGGCGUGCGUUUACUGUGAACACUGAGGCUGUACCCACAUUCAUUUACUGUUUUUAACAAUGGCCAAGUAGGCUACGUGAUCAUAAUGUAGGCCUACCAGAGUGGCCUACCAUCAAAAACAAUGUGGUGCCAUGGUGGCGAGCUGGGGUGUAAAUUAGCUGUGACUGUGAGCUGGGGUGUAAUUUAGCUGUGACUGCAAGCUGGGGUGUAAUUGAGCUGUGACGGUGAGCUGGGGUGUAAUUUAGCUGUGACGGUGAGCUGGGGUGUAAUUUAGCUGUGACUGCAAGCUGGGGUGUAAUUUAGCUGUGACGGUGAGCUGGGGUGUAAUUUAGCUGUGACGGUGAGCUGGGGUGUAAUUUAGCUGUGACGGUGAGCUGGGGUGUAAUUUAGCUGUGACGGUGAGCUGGGGUGUAAUUUAGCUGUGACGGUGAGCUGGGGUGUAAAUUAGCUGUGACGGUGAGCUGGGGUGUAAUUUAGCUGUGACGGUGAGGUGAGCUGGGGUGUAAUUUAGCAGUGACGGUGAGCUGGGGUGUAAUUUAGCAGUGACGGUGAGCUGGGGUGUAAUUUAGCUGUGACGGCGAGCUGGGGUGUAAUUUAGCUGUGACGGCGAGCUGGGGUGUAAUUUAGCUGUGACUGUGAGCUGGGGUGUAAUUUAGCUGUGACGGUGAGCUGGGGUGUAAUUUAGCUGUGACUGUGAGCUGGGGUGUAAUUUAGCUGUGACGGUGAGCUGGGGUGUAAUUUAGCUGUGACGGCGAGCUGGGGUGUAAUUUAGCUGUGACGGCGAGCUGGGGUGUAAUUUAGCUGUGACGGCGAGCUGGGGUGUAAUUUAGCUGUGACGGUGAGCUGGGGUGUAAUUUAGCUGUGACGGCGAGCUGGGGUGUAAUUUAGCUGUGACGGCGAGCUGGGGUGUAAUUUAGCUGUGACGGUGAGCUGGGGUGUAAUUUAGCUGUGACGGUGAGCUGGGGUGUAAUUUAGCUGUGACGGUGAGCUGGGGUGUAAUUUAGCUGUGACGGUGAGCUGGGGUGUAAUUUAGCUGUGACGGCGAGCUGGGGUGUAAUUUAGCUGUGACUGUGAGCUGGGGUGUAAUUUAGCUGUGACGGUGAGCUGGGGUGUAAUUUAGCUGUGACUGUGAGCUGGGGUGUAAUUUAGCUGUGACGGUGAGCUGGGGUGUAAUUUAGCUGUGACGGUGAGCUGGGGUGUAAUUUAGCUGUGACGGUGAGCUGGGGUGUAAUUUAGCAGUGACGGCGAGCUGGGGUGUAAAUUAGCUGUGACGGUGAGCUGGGGUGUAAUUUAGCUGUGACAGUGAGCUGGGGUGUAAUUUAGCUGUGACGGCGAGCUGGGGUGUAAAUUAGCUGUGACAGUGAGCUGGGGUGUAAUUUAGCUGUGACGGCGAGCUGGGGUGUAAAUUAGCUGUGACAGUGAGCUGGGGUGUGCAGACACUGAGUCUUUUGUUACAUUUUUCAUUAUUGGAGCAUCUCACAGCGCGCGCAAAGUGAAUACAUUGUAUCUUUUCAUUUUGUCUAUUCGAACCAAGAGCAUAGGCCAAUCUGACACACAGUCACAGAGGAAAAACAGAGCACAUAGACAGUCAUGCUUGCGCCUUUUUAUAUUGCAGAACAACUGUCUCUCUCUAGCCCAAACCAUUCAUAUUACCAGAGCUACCCUUUCCCCUUUUUACCACAUCCAUUUCAUAAACCAUGGUGCGGGCCGUUUUUUAAACUAAUUGUCGGACGCACAUUUGUGCUUUGAUAACAAACUAUGUUGUCUAGUCAUGUUACCUAGCUAGCUAAUAACCUGGUAGCUUGACCAAUAUGCACACAUUUGUAUGGCACAGGAAAACCGUAAAAGGGGUAGAUGGCUUAGUCGAAGAGAUGUGCUUCAAAGGUAGGAUGCAUAUGCUCUUUGACCUUUUAGACAGGAACAGGUGCCAGGCCGGGACACUCCCAGUACCGCAGAGCCUCCAGUGACGUCAGCACUGUCAACUUUGACCCCUUCAGAAGUGUUGGUCAGGUUCUCUUUAGUGACAGCUUGAAACGGUGACAGUGGACAGGCGAGACAAUCAUGUAGACAGGUGUCAAUGUGAAGAUUUUGGCCUUAAUUGUUCUGAGAACUGUGUUGUUGAUCACCAUGUCAUUAUUCCUACUGAGGGAUUGAACCAUUUUGGGGUUCAGGGUCUCUUCAGGAAAACGUCAGACUUCACUCACACACUCUUAGAGCCCACAGCAACAGUUCCUCUGUCCCCCUGUCUGUCCACAGGUCUUAACAGCGUCUCUGUCCCCCUGUCUGCAAGUCCUGUCUAGACUGUUGUUCAGCAGUGAUCCAGACCUGUUAGCGGACGCCUGCUGGGCCCUGUCCUACCUCUCUGAUGGACCACACACUAACUGUCCCCAUCUGUCCUCUGUCCCCCCAGGUGUCCCCCUGUCUGCAAGUCCUGUCUAGACUGUUGUUCAGCAGUGAUCCAGACCUGUUAGCGGACGCCUGCUGGGCCCUGUCCUACCUCUCUGAUGGACCCAACGAGAAGAUCCAGGCUGUCAUCAACUCCGGCGUCUGCAGGCGCCUCGUAGAGCUGCUCAUGUAAGAGAGUGUGUCUGCAGGCAGGUCGUAGAGCUGCUGGUGUGUGUGUGUGUCUGCAGGCAGGUCGUAGAGCUGCUGGUGUGUGUGUCUGCAGGCAGGUCGUAGAGCUGCUGGUGUGUGUGUGUGUCUGCAGGCAGGUCGUAGAGCUGCUGGUGUGUGUCUGCAGGCAGGUCGUAGAGCUGCUGGUGUGUGUGUGUGUCUGCAGGCAGGUCGUAGAGCUGCUGGUGUGUGUGUGUCUGCAGGCAGGUCGUAGAGCUGCUGGUGUGUGUCUGCAGGCAGGUCGUAGAGCUGCUGGUGUGUGUGUGUCUGCAGGCAGGUCGUAGAGCUGCUGGUGUGUGUGUGUCUGCAGGCAGGUCGUAGAGCUGCUGGUGUGUGUGUGUGUCUGCAGGCAGGUCGUAGAGCUGCUGGUGUGUGUGUGUGUGUGUGUCUGCAGGCAGGUCGUAGAGCUGCUGGUGUGUGUGUGUCUGCAGGCAGGUCGUAGAGCUGCUGGUGUGUGUGUGUGUCUGCAGGCAGGUCGUAGAGCUGCUGGUGUGUGUCUGCAGGCAGGUCGUAGAGCUGAUGGUGUGUGUGUGUCUGCAGGCAGGUCGUAGAGCUGCUGGUGUGUGUGUGUGUCUGCAGGCAGGUCGUAGAGCUGCUGGUGUGUGUGUGUGUCUGCAGGCAGGUCGUAGAGCUGCUGGUGUGUGUGUGUCUGCAGGCAGGUCGUAGAGCUGCUGGUGUGUGUGUGUCUGCAGGCAGGUCGUAGAGCUGCUGGUGUGUGUGUGUGUCUGCAGGCAGGUCGUAGAGCUGCUGGUGUGUGUGUGUGUGCAGGCAGGUCGUAGAGCUGCUGGUGUGUGUGUGUGUGCAGGCAGGUCGUAGAGCUGCUGGUGUGUGUGUGUGUGCAGGCAGGUCGUAGAGCUGCUGGUGUGUGUGUCUGCAGGCAGGUCGUAGAGCUGCUGGUGUGUGUGUGUGUGUCUGCAGGCAGGUCGUAGAGCAGACUUCAGGGGGCUCAGCGGUAGUAACUUUGAACGUUUUCUCUGUCAGGCACACAGACUACAAGGUGGCAUCUCCUGCUCUGAGAGCAGUGGGGAACAUCGUUACAGGAGACGACAUCCAGACACAGGUGGUGUUGAACUGUUCAGCCCUUCCCUGUCUGCUCCACCUCCUGAGUAGUGCUAAAGAGUCCAUCCGGAAAGAAGCCUGCUGGACCAUCUCCAACAUCACAGCUGGCAACAGGGCUCAGAUACAGGUGAGGUCCAGACUUAACACAGAUAUAUAUACACACUACAGGUACCAUACAGAUAAACAGACAUGUUCAUGAUAUUUGUAUUUUCUCAGGGCUCAGAUACAGGUGAGGUCCAGAUACCGUACUCUACAGAUGCAUAACACAGACUGGUACAAUUCAGACACUAUAAAGAUCCAAAGAAAUCUUCAAGACCUAGGUAUUAGGGACUAGGUACUAGGUAUUGGGUACUAGGUAUGGGUACUAGGUAUAGGUACUAGGGUAUUAGGUACUGGGGUAUUAGGUACUAGGAUAUUAGGUACUGGGGUAUUAGGUACUGGGGUAUUAGGUACUAGGGUAUUAGGUACUGGGGUAUUAGGUACUGGGGUAUUAGGAACUAGGGUAUUAGGUACUGGGGUAUUAGGUACUGGGGUAUUAGGUACUGGGGUAUUAGGUACUGGGGUAUUAGGUACUGGGGUAUUAGGAACUGGGGUAUUAGGUACUGGGGUAUUAGGUACUGGGGUAUUAGGUACUAGGGUAUUAGGUACUGGGGUAUUAGGUACUGGGGUAUAAGGUACUGGGGUAUUAGGUACUGGGGUAUUAGGUACUGGGGUAUUAGGUACUGGGUAUUUUCUGUCUUCAGUUUGAAUAAAGGACAUCAGGUUUGAGCUGCUGCUCUCCAGUUUAGGCAGCGGUCAUCGUCUCUCCACUCAAACGUUUCUAUUUUCUUCCUCUCUCGUCUCUUCUCCUAGACGGUGAUCGACGCCAACAUCUUCCCUGUGCUGAUCGACAUCCUGCAGAAGGCAGAGUUUAGAACCAGGAAGGAAGCCGCCUGGGCCAUUACUAACGCCACGUCCGGAGGAACGCCAGAACAGAUCAGGUAUAAAGAUACACACACCUCACCAGGACAGAUUAGAUAUGACCCACCUCACCAGGACAGAUUAGAUAUGACCCACCUCACCAGGACAGACUAGAUAUGACCCACCUCACCAGGACAGAUUAGAUAUGACCCACCUCACCAGGACAGACUAGAUAUGACCCACCUCACCAGGACAGACUAGAUAUGACCCACCUCACCAGGACAGACUAGAUAUGACCCACCUCACCAGGACAGAUUAGAUAUGACCCACCUCACCAGGACAGAUUAGAUAUGACCCACCUCACCAGGACAGAUUAGAUAUGACCCACCUCACCAGGACAGACUAGAUAUGACCCACCUCACCAGGACAGACUAGAUAUGACCCACCUCACCAGGACAGACUAGAUAUGACCCACCUCACCAGGACAGACUAGAUAUGACCCACCUCACCAGGACAGAUUAGAUAUGACCCACCUCACCAGGACAGACUAGAUAUGACCCACCUCACCAGGACAGAUUAGAUAUGACCCACCUCACCAGGACAGAUUAGAUAUGACCCACCUCACCAGGACAGAUUAGAUAUGACCCACCUCACCAGGACAGACUAGAUAUGACCCACCUCACCAGGACAGAUAGAUAUGACCCACCUCACCAGGACAGACUAGAUAUGACCCACCUCACCAGGACAGACUAGAUAUGACCCACCUCACCAGGACAGAUUAGAUAUGACCCACCUCACCAGGACAGAUUAGAUAUGACCCACCUCACCAGGACAGACUAGAUAUGACCCACCUCACCAGGACAGAUUAGAUAUGACCCACCUCACCAGGACAGAUUAGAUAUGACCCACCUCACCAGGACAGAUUAGAUAUGACCCACCUCACCAGGACAGAUUAGAUAUGACCCACCUCACCAGCGACAGAUUAGAUAUGACCACCUCACCAGGACAGAUUAGAUAUGACCCACCUCACCAGGACAGAUUAGAUAUGACCCACCUCACCAGGACAGACUAGAUAUGACCCACCUCACCAGGACAGAUUAGAUAUGACCCACCUCACCAGGACAGAUUAGAUAUGACCCACCUCACCAGGACAGAUUAGAUAUGACCCACCAUUAUAUUAUAGUAUAUUAGUAUGCAUAGAUCAGAUAUUGACAGUAGAGGGAGGGGUGAAGAACCCUAGUCCAUAUCAGUAUAGGAACGAGGGAGGGGUGAAGGGGAGGUGUUAGUUUCUCUUUUCCUCCUUGUGGGGUCUGAGAUUCCAGGCUCAGCAAUGUUUCCGUGGUAUGCAUCCGGAAAUACCAAAGUUGUCCCCGUUAUAUCAAACAGGAGAGCUAUACUCUGGUGUGUGUGUGUGUGUGAGCCCUAGUUGAGAGCAUUCUGUCCAUAUUGAAUUACGUUGCAGUUCUUUUUCCCUCCGUCAGUGGAAUGUCACGAUGACACUAACACACAUCCUGUCUCGGGCCGCUGCAUUUGUCAGGCGUCUGAAUUGUACCAAACACAUUCCACAUUUUAUUAUCUAGGGUUCGUGUUGCUGUCACACACAGGUCCUUUUCUCUGUCUCUCGCGGCCUUUAUUGGCGUGGGAAACAUAUGUUGACAUCGCCAAAGCAAGUGAAAUGGAGAAUCAACAAUAACAAAUUAACAGUAGGCCUACCCGAGUGGCGCAGCGGUCUAAGGCACUGCAUCGCAGUGUUGCGGUGUCACUACAGCCUGGGGUUGGAUCAUUACUGCCCAGGCUGUGUCAUUACUGGCCGUGACCGGGAGUCCCAUAGGGCGGCGCACAGUUGGCCCAGCGUCGUCCGGGUUAGGGGAGGGUUUGGCCGGGGGUCUUUACUUGGCUCAUCGCGCUCUAGUGACUUGUGGCGGGCCGGGCGCCUGCAGGCGGUCUUCGGUUGAGCGGUGUUUCCUCCGACACAUUGGUGCAGCUGGCUUCCGGGUUAAGCGAGAGGGUGUUAAGAAGCGCGGUUUGGCAGGUCAUGUUUCGGAGGACGCAUGACUCGACCUUCGCCUCUCCCGAGCCCGUUGGGGAGUUGCAGCGAUGACACAAGAUCGUGAUCACGAAAUUGGGGAGAAAAAAGGGUGUGAACUUUACACGCAAAAGUUCCAAAGUAAUAAAGAUAUUUAAAGUGUUAUAUUAUUGGCUGUGUACAGUGUUGUAACAAUGUGCAAAUAGUUAAAGUACAAAAGUGUCACAUCUUGCUGCUGUGAUGGCACUCUGUGGUAUUUCACCCAAUAGAUAUGUGAGUUUAUCAAAAUUGGAUUUGUUUUCAAAUUCUUUAUGGGUCUGUGUAAUCUGAGGGAAAUAUGUGUCUCUAAUAUGGCUUUCCUUAAGUUUGGGUCAGUCACAGUGGUCAGGUAUUCUGCCACUGUGUACUCUCUGUUUAGGACCAAAUAACAUGCUAGUUUGCUCUGAGUUUUUUUGUUAAUUCUUUCUAAUGUCUCAAGUAAUUUAUAUUUUGGUUUUCUCGUGAUUUGGUUGGGUCUAAUUGUGUUGCUCUGUGGGAUCUGUUUGUGUUUAUGAGCAGAGUCCUCUUACCAGCGGGCAGAGGGGACUCUUCUCCAGGUUCAUCCCUUACCAGCUGGCAGAGGGGACUCUUCUCCAGGUUCAUCUCUCUGUAGGGUCAGGGCUUUGUUAUGGAAGGUUUGAGAAUCACUUAUUUUUAGGUGGUUGUAGGAUUUGAAUUGCUCUUUUCUGGAUUUUGAUAACCAGUGGGAAUCUUCCUAAUUCUGCUCUGCAUGCAUUAUUUGGUGUUUUACAUUGUACACAGAGGAUGUUUUUUGCAGAAUUCUGCAUGCAGUCUCAAUUUGGGGUUUGUCCCAUUUUGUGAAUUCUUGGUUGGUGAGCGGACCCCAGACCUCACAACCAUAAAGGGCAAUAGGUUCUAUAAUUGAUUCAAGUAUUUUUAGCCAGAUCCUAAUUGGUAUGUCAAAUUUUAUGUUCCUUUCGAUGGCAUAGAAGGCCCUUCUUGCCUUGUCUCUAAGAUCGUUCACAGCUUUGUGGAAGUUACAUGUGGCGCUGAUGUUUAGGCCGAGGUAUGUAUAGUUUUUUUGUGUGCUCUAGGGCAACGGCGUCUAGGUGGAAUUUGUAUUUGUGGUCCUGGCAACUGAACCUUUUUUGGAUCACCUUUAUUUUUGUCUUACUGAGAUUAACUUUCAGGGCCCAGGUCUGACAGUCUCUCGCUUUCUCCCCCUUUUCUCCAUAUCUCUUUCUCUGUUCUUUCUCUGUUCGUUCUCUCUGUUCUCUCUGGUCUCUCUGUUCUCUCUCUCUCUAGGUACCUGGUGAACCUGGGCUGUAUCAAGCCUCUGUGUGACCUGUUGACAGUGAUGGACAGUAAGAUAGUCCAGGUGGCCCUGAACGGUCUGGAGAACAUUCUGAGACUGGGAGACCAAGAGGCCAAGCAGGAUGCAGGACCCAGCGGUACCGGCAUCAACCCUUACUGCUCUCUCAUAGAGGAGGCCUAUGGUGCGUAUACACAAACAUCAAUCCCUACUGCUCUCUCAUAGAGGAGGCCUAUGGUGCGUAUACACAAACAUCAAUCCCUACUGCUCUCUCAUAGAGGAGGCCUAUGGUGCGUAUACACAAACAUCAAUCCUUACUGCUCUCUCAUAGAGGAGGCCUAUGGUGCGUAUACACAAACAUCAAUCCCUACUGCUCUCUCAUAGAGGAGGCCUAUGGUGCGUAUACACAAACAUCAACCCCUACUGCUCUCUCAUAGAGGAGGCCUAUGGUGCGUAUACACAAACAUCAACCCCUACUGCUCUCUCAUAGAGGGGGCCUAUGGUGCGUAUAUACAAACAUCAAUCCCUACUGCUCUCUCAUAGAGGGGGCCUAUGGUGCAUUCGGGAAGUAUUCAGACCCGUUGACUUUUCCCACAUGUUGUGACGUUAACGCCUUAUUCUAAAAUGGAUUAAAUCGUUUUUCCUCAUCAAUCUACACACAAUACCCCAUAAUGACAAAGCAAAAACAGGUCUUUAGAAAUGUUUGCAAAUGUGAAAAAACCCAGAAAUAUCACAUCUACAUAAUUAUUCUGAACCUUUACUCAGUACUUUGUUGAAGCACCUUGCAGCGAUUAUAGCCUUCGAGUCUUCUUGGGUAUGAUGCUACAAGCUUGGCACACCUGUAUUUGGGGAGUUUCUCCCAUUUUUCUCUGCAGAUCCUCUCAUGCUCUGUCAGAUUGGCUGGGGAGCGUCUCUGCACAGCUAUUUUCAGGUCUCUCCAGAGAUGUUUGAUCGGGUUCAAGUCCGGCUCUGGCUGGGCCACUCAAGGACAUUCAGAGACUUGUCCUGAAGCCACUCCUGUGUUGUCUUGGCUGUGUGCUUAGGGUCGUUGUCCUGUUGGAAGGUGAACCUUCGCCCCAGUCUGAGGUCGUGAGCGCUCUGGAGCAGGUUUUCAUCAAGGAUCUUUCUGUACUUUGCUCUGUUUGUCUUUCCCUCGAUCCUGACUAGUCUCCAAGACCCUGCCGCUGAAAACAUCCCCACAGCAUGAUGCUACCACCACCAUGCUUCACAGUACGGAUGGUACCAGGUUUCCUCCAGACGUGACGCUUGGCAUUCAGGCCAAAGAGUCCAAUCUUGGUUUCAUCAGACCAGAGAGUCUUGUUUCUCAUGGUCUGAGAGUCCUUUAGGUGCCAGUUGAUAAACUCCAAGCGUGCAUUCAUGUGCCUUUUGCUGAGGAGUGGCUUCCAUCUGGCCACUCUACCGUAAAGUCCUGAUUGGUGGAGUGCUGCAGAGAUGGUUGUCCUUCUGGAAGGUUCUCCCAUCUCCACAGAGGAACUCUGGAGCUCUGUCAGAUUUGAGUAUCAGGUUCUUGGACACCUCCCUGACCAAGGCCCUUCUCCCCCAAUUGCUCAGUUUGGCUGGGCGGCCAGCUCUAGGAAGAAUCUUGGUGGUUCCAAACUUCUUCCAUUUAAGAAUGAUGGAGGCCACUGAGUUCUUGGACUUUCAAUGCUGCAGAAAUGUUUUGGGACCCUUCCCAAGAUCUGUGCCUCGACACAAUCCUGUCUCGGAGCUCUAUGGACAAUACCUUCCACCUCAUGGGUUGGUUUUUGCUCUGCCAUGCACUGUCAACUGUGGGGGCCUUAUAUAGACAGGUGUUUGCCUUUCCAAAUCAUGUCCAGUCAAUUGAAUUGACCGCAGGUGGACUCCAAUCAAGUUGUAGAAACAUCUCAAGGAUGAUUAAUGGAAACAGGAUGCACCUGAGCUCAAUUUCAAGUCUCAUAGCAAAGGGUCUGAAUACUUUUGUAAAUAAGGUAUUUCUGUGUUUCUUUCUAAAUUAAAAUCGAAAAACCUGUUUUCGCUUUGUCAUUAUGGGGCAUUGUGUGUAGAUUGAUGAUUUAAAAAAAUAAGUGUAACCAAUUUUAGAAUAAGGCUGUGACUUAGCAAAAUGUGGAAAAACUCAAGGGGUCUGAAUACUUUCCGAAUGCACUGUAUAUACAAACAUCAACCCCUGCUGCUCUCUCUUAGAAGAGGCCUUAUGGUACGUUCAUACAAACACGUUCAUACAGGCACAUGCACACCACACGCACACACACACACACACACACACACACACACACACACACACACAGUACACACACGCACUUCCGCAUACAUACACUUGCAUAAUCUACCAUGUGUAUGAAUAAAUAAAGUCCAUCUCUCCUCCCCAUCUCCAGGUCUAGACAAGAUAGAGUUCCUUCAGAGCCAUGAGAACCAGGAGAUCUACCAGAAGGCCUUCGACCUGAUUGAGCACUACUUUGGAGUGGAGGAGGAGGACCAGAGCCUGGCUCCUCAGGUGGACCAGGCCAACCAGCAGUUCCUCUUCCCCCAGCAGGAGGCUCCCAUGGAGGGCUUCCAGCUAUAACGCCCUCCCUGCCCUCUGGUUCAUCCAAACAUCGCUCAUACCCACGGAUCCCAUUUGGAAGGCUUUCAGAUUACAUUUACCCCCGUAUCCCCUAUCAAUGGAGGGCUUUCAGAUAACAUCUACCCCCCACCCCCAUAUCCUUUCAGAUAACUUCUACCCCAAUAUCCCCUACCAAUGGAGGGCUUUGAGUUAAAUUAGCGUCCCUGUGUCCCUCCACCUUCCACGUCCAACCACCACCUAUAUGCCCCAGCCCCAGCCCGUGGCUCGCUCUUCUACCCCAACCCCUACAAAUGGAGGGUUUCCUGUGCACUAUCCUUUCUCCACUGUGACCUUCCAUGCUCAACCAUCAUGCAGCCCGUAUCCCCAACCCCCAUGGAUCUCCCUCCGAUUCCAUGGAAGGCUUACAGCUGUGAGUCUUUAUCCAACCACCAUGAACGUGGCUCUACCUACCCGAACAGAUCAGACACUUCUAACAGAACACCACGUCUCUGCUGAGGAGCCAAUCGGAGAGCUGAACUCACACCACAUGACCUGAUAAAACAAAGCUCUUCCUGAUCAGUGAUCACACACUGGUUUGGGUCCAGUCCAGGUUUGAAACGCACAGAUACAAUGAGAGAUACUGCCAGUACUGUUGAUACCCUGAUUGUUCUGACAGUAGCGGUGGUUGGGUUUGUUUUGGUUUUUAGUGCUCCCCGUCUGCCCAUAGGGAUGUCCUUCUUCAGGAUGUGGGGGUCAAAUCUGACCUAGUGUGAGGAGCAUUAUUUAAGUUCUACCCCUUUUCUUUUACGACAAGUGUCUUCCUUGCCCUUAUUUAUCAGUUUCCAAUCGUUUAGCUUUUGUCGGCCCUGUUUCCCCCCUGGCCUGUUUUAAACCAGAUCUCAGUGUACCACCUGAAGUCUAGUGUCCACAGACUGAAGACUGGCUUCUUUACUGUUAACAAUAGAACAACACAGCUGUAUUCUAAACUCAGAGGCCAAACCCUCAUUCACAUUGGUUUCUGUCUAUAUCAGACAUACAGGGUUCCAAUAAGCAAUUCUGGGGAUUCUUAGGAAUUCUAGAACUAUGAUUUGGAGUGUAGAGCCAAGGUUCUCCCCUUCUAGAACUAUGAUUUGGAGUGUAGAGCCAAGGUUCUCCCCUUCUAGAACUGACAGUCCUUUCUCUACAAUUUAUUUCCUACAACUUUUAGCUACUUUUUGUUUUGUUUGUGUCAGAUGAUUUCUUGGACCUGGGGAGGGAUGAAGAGGGUGGAGCAACAUGUUGGGGUCUGAAUCGUAAAAACAGGAAAACCGCUGGGGUAAUGGAGGGCGUCAAGUUGGGGAUUGGGGAGGGAAUUUAAAGUGUUGGGGGGGGGGUGGGGGGUCCAUAUUGAAAUAUACACAUUAAAAUACCUAGGUUACUAGCUUGAUCUGAAGUUGAUAUAGCUAGACAUAUAAUGUCCGUUGUGUGCCGUGUUCUUAAUAACGAUAGAUUUGAAUUAUGACGUGAUUCUAACUAUUAAAACGGCAUACCGCUGGGGGUGGGGAACAGGGCCUACGCUAACUCGAGAAAAACCUGUAACUCAGCUCCACGUAAAUCAGGCAUCAAUGUCAGAUUUGCGGUAAUAUCCAAUGUACGCACUUGCAUGUCUGGUUAGGAUUUGGGCUUUUUAGUUUUUCUUUUGGAUUUCUCUGUUCCGUUGAAGCCCGGGAUGUGUUCCAAAUGGGAAGCCCUAUGGGCCUUGGUCUAAAGUAGUGCACUACAUAGGGAAUAGGUUGCCAUUCGGGACACAGCCCCAGUGUAAAUAGAUAUGUUGGUGCUGACUGAGUUGUAGUAGGCCCUGGGAUGUGAUGUGGUUUUGCUGCCCCCCCCCCCCCCCCCCGGUGUGUGUGUGUGCGUGGUAGGGUUUGCAUGGUGUUCCUAUUGCCCUACCUACUGUCACAGAGUAUCCCUUUGCCAAACACCUGGUAGUACACCAGGAAUUAUUGUUGGAAGAGGGAGGGAGAGAAAGUGCAAAAAAGAAAAGUGUACAACUCCCCUUUAUUCUUCUAGGAUGUGUUUUUAAAUAGCACUGUAUUCCCCUUAGUCCACGUGUUUUGACAGGAGCCACCUAGGGAGCCUCUGGACAGAAGGAAAAGCACUAUAUCAGACAGGGUGCCAUGCAUCUAACGACAACCAGGGUUUGGCAAGGGAUACGUCUUUUAAUUUAGACCGUGACGAACCUAACCGCAACAGAAGUUAAGUUAAGAUGUAUUUGCACAGACACUUCAUGCAUACAACACCAGCAGACUGUACACAGCUCACACGGAUGAGUGCUACACAACGAGGAGAAACAACUCCCAUAAUCCACCUUUUUGAAUGAACAUCAUUGCAUGUUUUCUUUCUUUCUGUGCUAUAUUGCCACAAUGCGGUAUGUUCAUUCAAUGUUUUCUUUCAUUGUUUUGUCACUUCCUUAUCGGCACUAUUGAGAUUAUGCUCGUAGAUUUUUUUUUUUUUUCUUUUUAAAGAAUGCACCUUAACCACAAUGCAUUGCUCUUUAAUACAAUGACAUGUUUACGGGGGGAAUGUGCGGUAGAUAUGACAAAAGAUUCAUAAACUAACAAUCACAUUCACAGCAUCCUUUAAUAUCUCUUAAAGAAAAUUUAAGAGAAACUGACAUUUUUUUGUUUUGCCAUUUUUCUUGAAGUGCAUGGUGUACUUCCUGGUAUUAUGCUAGGUCAAAAAUAUACAGGAUAAGACAAAGUAAUAAUUCCAUGUGGAGCGUUUAGAAAAUAAACCCAUUCAUUAGACCAGGGAGGUUGCAGAUUCUACAGGAUUAGCAUUGAAAACGUGACCAGUGGACGAGAACUCGAGUAAAAGUGGCUGUAGGUCAUUUGAAAAACCAUAUAAAUGCAUAGAAUGACAAACAGUUGUGUUUGCUGAGUAGUUAUGAAAGAUUGUUUCUUUUCCACUUUUAUGGUGAACUGCAUACAUUCACUUCGUCAUUUACGCUCGCUAAUCCUGUAGAAUCAGCAACGGCGCUGGUCCAAUUUAUGUAUUUAUUUUCGAACAUUUCCGUAUGUCAAUUAUUACAUUGUCUUAACCUUUUAUCUUCAACCUAGGUAUUGUGGAAGCCUUCUUUCUCCUUUCUGCUACAUGACUGAAGAUGGUUAGAUGGGUAUGCCCUUAGACACAGAUCUAGGAUCAGCUUGCCAUCCCUUAAUCCUAAACCUGUGAAAUGAAUGGGGCAAAAGCAAAACUGACCGUAGAUCAGUCUCUGGGUUGAGUGGAGCCUAAAAACAGUCUGGUAGUGUGACAGUUUGACUGACCAGCGCUGUGUGAGGAAGAGAUACAUGUACAAUUGUUAUGUUCUCCUUAGUCUGGUACCAGCUUGUUCUGUGGCUCCACCAUUUCCCCUGGUUGAGCAGAACCAACUGGGUUUGAGGUAAACAAAAUCAGAAUAUACGGGGGGGGGGGCUGUUUUAUUUCAAUGCCUGAAGUAUCAUUUUGGAAGGGCAUCUGUAACCGCAGCAGGAGUUUUUUGGGGGGGGUUACUUUAUAUGCUAGCUAUGAGGACCCUUGUCAUUGCACAUUUUAUAUAGCAAAUCAUCACCCUAUGGUUAUAUUGUCCUACCUGACGUGAUGUCUCGGUAGGUUGAUCCUGUGAGGAUGCGAGCCAUGACUUUGUACAAUGUCUUACCUUUUGUUAUAUUUCAAGUCUGCAAUGGUGAUUCAUGGUCUGCAAGGGUUUUGGACACGUUGUGCUUUGGUUGACAUUCAAAAUGUAGUCAAACUGGUAAGAGACUAAGCUUGUCAUUGAUCAAACAUAGACAGUAACAGUUAUAGGCUAUUAUAGGAGUCUAUGCACUUUGGUCCUCUAAAGGGAAAUGGUUGUCCACAGAACAAGUGUUCCAAACAGACAUUUGAGACUAAAUAAAUCUUGGAAAACAUGAACAAUUAGCUAAAGAACUUUGACUCUACAUCACUAACAAGUGGAGGAGCAAUUAUAUAUCAGUAGUCCUCUUUGGUUCUUGGUUUUUCGAUCUACUUCUGUGUGCAGUCUAUCAACAGACUUCCAGAACAGUCAAAUAUAAAUCAUCUGUGGAUCAAACAAACACAUAAAAUAUUUUUAUUUUUGAAGAAAAACAAAAUGCACUCUUAUUCACUAAAGUGCCAAUCCUGACCAACUAAAGACUUGCGGUUGAUUACAUAUAGUCUUUUGACUUAUUGAUUUAUUUAAUUUUCUUCCUUAAUAUUUCCUUGAAUGUGCACACGUUUUGUGCAAAACAUUGCUGCUCUAUUGUCCUUCUCUUAUAGUUCCAUGACGUGGUUUCUCUGGAAGUGGCAUUCUUUACUGUUUUUGCACUGUGGGAUUGGGUCAGAACAGUCAUUUUAAUAGGCUAAAAAUAAUUACUUAAUUUAUUCCAUCAUGCUGAUCCGUCUAACUAAAUAUUGAUGCUCUCCUCUUACAGUUUAAAGCAUUGUUGAUUUCCCUGUGCUGACUGAUGCAACUGUGGGACAGACAGUUCAGACAUUUGGUUUCGUUAGAAAAUGCAGCGCCAUCAAGUGUAAUUUUAUCUAGACGGGUCACAGUCUGGAAAACUCCUGGCCCCAGUUUAUCAGGUCAGUUAUCAUACAGGGCCAAGUUCAGUAGCCAAAGGUUGCUAAUAGAAAUGCCACAAAUGGAGAGCCAACGUUAUUCCUUAUUCUACAUGUCAGAGUCAUGUUUGUUUUACAUAGCAUAUUUCUAUCUGAACGUUCCAAAAUGUUACGUCCUGCUGAACGUGCCACGGGGAUUCUCGACCUAAACUUCCAUGUUUGCACAUGAGUCUAACCGAUCUUCUCACAAAGAACUAAACAGCCAAUUCAAAAUGGAGACGACUCACCAAAGUAGUUUUUUUACAUUACUUUUUCUUGACUUUGAGCAGCUAUGCCAUUACAUAAAUAAAUAAAAUAAAUAAAUAAAUAAAAAUAAGCAUGGAUAUGGAGGGUAUAUAAUAUUUUUCAGUGGCAUAAUCUUAUUGUCUGUCCAGACCCAGUCAAUCAACCAAACAACCAAUCACUUGUCCAGAGACUUCUCUCUGCUAUCUCUUGAUUUAGCACAAUGAAUCAGAAGCAGUUUUCUUGAGAUGGGAAGCUAAAUGGAAGUUGCAUUAUUGGCUGAGAAUGAACAACCUACCAACCAGUCCUGCAAUAAAUAUUCUCUGAAAGUCGGCCAUCCCCAGGGGUUCAAGUUCCGUCCCAAAUAGCACCCUAUUCCCUAUUUAGUGCACUACUUUUGAGCAGGGGUCCAUUGGGCUCUGGUCCACAAUAGAGCCCCACAGUGGAGGUGUCAUAAUACCCAUAAAACCUAGCGGUCAAACAAGGGAAAUAGUUCCAAUCGUUUUUCCACCAUUUCAUUUUUCCCAUAGGGGAUUUUAGAAACACUUAAAAUAAGGGCUUUGUUUUGUGUAGGGUUACUCUGGCGUGAUGUUUUGAUAACCAUGUAAAAUCUAUCUUGGACAAGGUGACUUAUCAAUAUAUUCAGCUCUAUUUACUCGCAGAUUCGGAAAUGCUAAUUAGCGUCAAAGUAGACAUCAUGCAAGACUAAAAUCCCUGCAAAGCUUCUGCACGUCAUCUCUAGCUGACACCUUUGCUAACAGGUAUUGUGUCAAUUUAAAACUUGCACAAGACAGUUCCCAGAAUUGUCCAUUUUAAAGAAAUGUAGCUAAUUUAUUCAUUACUACAUUUAGCUAACAUUAGAUUUGUUAAUCCAGAUAUUCUUACCUUUGCCUCGAGUCGGCAGUCUCGUCCAGAUCAUGGCAUUUGUAGUUCUUUAUGAUAGCCACAUUAGAAGCUAAUUAGCAUUUAAUUUUGGGGGGGUAAGUACAGGCGUAUAUAUUGAUAAAAGUCACCUUGUCCGAGAGAGAUUUUACGCGGUUAUCAAAACGUCACACCAGGGUAUGCCUACACGGAACACAGCCCUUAUUUUAAGUCUUCCUAAAAAACCCUAUGGGGGAAAAAUGUAUGGUGGAAAAACGAUUGGAACCAUUUCCCUGUUUGACCUCUAGGUUUUAUGGGUAUUAUGACACGUUAUAUAGGGAAUAGAGUGGCAUUUGAGUCGGAGCUUAAGACUUCUUAAUCAGGUUUUUGCCCUCUUCAAGAGUGCAAUUAACAGAGAUGACUGGUCAACAGUUUCCUAGAACAAAUCUGGGAUGCAGGAAUAUGUGAAGUAAUUUACAUUUAAAAAUGACAAUUGAGUCCAAGUGGAACUAUGUAUGAUUUAUAAUUUGGGGGGGGGGUGCUUUAUAUUUGUUCUCUUACACACGUGUGUAAAGGAAAUGUUUUUUUUUUUUGCAUAUCCGACUCCCCCUGAGGCAACCGCAGGGAUUCGGGUCACUGCCAGGGUCGCCAUUGUACAGUGGGCCCCUGGAAAUAUGUACAUUUAGCUGAAGGAAUCACCCACAUUUUGUAAUGACUGCUGAAAUGCUUCAUAUGGCAAUAGUAAAGGGACAGGAGUUUUUUUUUUCUUCCCCUGACCAAAUGACAAGGAGAAACUGUGUACGUCCCAAAUGGCACUGAAUGCCCUAUAUAGUGCACUACUUUUGACCAGAGACCUAUGGGCCCUGAUCAAAAAGUUGUGCACUAUAUAGGGAAUACGGGUGCCAUUUGCUCUAGUGGUUCCCGUCAGGUCAUAGAUUUGAAGAAAUAAUCAAGAUGAAUUUGAAAUGGGACAUUUCUUGUCUUCUGUCCUAGAUCCUGUAAAUGUGUAUAUCUGAGACAAAGGUGUCUGAAAAGCCCAAGCCAUGCCUUAGUGCUUGGCUUUAUCAAAUAAAUUAUGCUAUCUAGGCUAUAAUUGUUUACAAUUGCUACAUGUUUAUAAAGUGUUUUUCAUACGUCAUAACUGACCAGUCCUGAUGUAUUCUCUGGUUCUCUCAUUUCUCUCUUUCAAUGUAUUUAUUUCCAAAACAAAUCUUGUUUAUUUUUUGUUUGUUUGCUUACGAUAACCCAUCUUAUACUGUGACUUGACUUUACCGACGGUAUGAAUGAGUGACGAGAAACUGAUACACUUCAACUGAACAUGACACACAAACAAGAACACCGAAACAAAACAACACAAAUGCAUUAACAAAUAUUAGAAAUGUAUAAAAAUGAAAAAGUUGUCCAGUGGAAACUGUACAAAAAAAAUUACUAGAAAUAAAAUGAUGUUGCAACCCUUUGUCUCCUGUUGUUUUUCCAUUGCUUGAACACGGUUUUUAAUGACUAAAAGAUACUAAAACGUAAACGUAUUUUUGCUGCCGCAUGUGUAAGAUGUAGAACCGGUGAAUGAACGUUUUUGUAGUUCUGAGUCGAGGGUUUGAACUACAUAACAUUUCCCCUCAAGAUUGUCAACCACGCACUUCCGUUGUUCAUUACGUAUUUCCUGUGUUGGUUGGCAGGAGGAAAAGCAGCAGGCAACACAGAAGUGUAUUUAUUGAGUUGUAUCAAGAAGGUAAAUGUCAUUUUUAUUUUCUAAUAAAGUACCUAAAGCUUAUUCGAAGUAUGUAUAAUAACUGUGGGAUAUGUGAGGUGUUGUGUUUCUUUGGUUUGUUCCGUAGUGUAGAGGUAAUAUAGAACGAUAAAUGCUAAGUUAGGUAGCUUGCUAACUAACGUUAUCUAAACGGGACUAAUUUCUGUUGAAAGCUACAAAGUGAAACUAGUUAUGUAUUUGGUUGCUAAGAGAGGUCUUGUUUCACUUGCUAGACCAAGCUAGUGAGUUGACGACUUUCCAAAAAUGUCAACUAUUCUAUUCGCAUAGUUAGCUACACGUUAGCCGCGUUGAAAUGUCACUUCGUUAGCAUACCACAUAUUUAUGCGUUGCUUUGCUGGGUAGCUAGCUAACGUUAGCCUGCUGUCGUUCGCCAUUUCAGAUAUAUUUUACGUAAGCAUGAGCUAUAUUAAUUUAUUUCAACACACUUUCUGGUAAGGUGUACUGUCAUGAUUACCGGUGACCAACUGACCGAUAACUAGGUAACUUAUAGCUGACUAAACUCCACUCCUUGGUGAAGGACUUACUUCACGGUAGAGCGGAGUUUAGUCCGCUAGCUAACUUAGAGGUUUAGACUGCAGUGACAUCCCCCAUUUAACGUUUGGCAGUUUUAAGUUCUUGCUUUUCUCAAGCGGAGGUACGUGUAAAAAUCGUCAGCGAACACUUGAAUAUUCGGAUCUGUAAUUUACGCCGCAGUUGGACUUUUCCCCCUAUACAAACAAAAUGCUCGAUGAACAUUUUGAAGAAUAUCUGUUGCAGGCAUUUCAUCAUGAAGAAACAGGACACAGAAGAGUCGUCCGCGCAUGGCAGCGAUGCAGCACCUGGCGCUGGAGAGAUGGAGGGAAGCAAGGCGGCAAAAUACGUUACGGAGACCAGAAGCCCAAAAUACGUUACGGAGACCAGAAGCCCAAAAGACGUUACGGAGACCAGAAGCCCAAAAGAGGUUACAGAGGCUGGCAGCCCUAAAGAGUCAGAGAAGGACACACCUUCACAAGCUGAUGGGGCUGAAAGUGCAGGUAAAGUUAGCGCUAUGUGUCAUGGGUUGUCACUGAUGUGAUGGAACUAAUGCCACGUUCAAGUGCUAGUCUAGUCGGAACUAGGAAACUCGUACAUUUUUCUACGUUCCACCUGCAACUAGCGAUGGGAGUUGAAGACGAAGGUAAGUUCCAAGUUGAGAAUUAAGUGAAGUAUUGCCAUGUUUGUAAAAAAAAAAAAAAAAAAAAAAUGCUGCUGUUGCUUUACAUUAGCUAGGGUGUAACGGCUGUAUGGAAGCAUUCAUAUAUCACCGUUCUGAAGUGUAGCUCCCAUAUCACCGUUCCGAAGUGUAGCUCCCAUAUCACCGUUCCGAAGUGUAGCUCCCAUAUCACCGUUCCGAAGUGUAGCUCCCAUAUCACCGUUCCGAAGUGUAGCUCCCAUAUCACCGUUCUGAAGUGUAGCUCCCAUAUCACCGUUCCGAAGUGUAGCUCCCAUAUCACCGUUCCGAAGUGUAGCUCCCAUAUCACAGUUCUGAAGUGUAGCUCCCAUAUCACCGUUCUGAAGUGUAGCUCCCAUAUCACCGUUCCGAAGUGUAGCUCCCAUAUCACCGUUCCGAAGUGUAGCUCCCAUAUCACCGUUCCGAAGUGUAGCUCCCAUAUCACCGUUCCGAAGUGUAGCUCCCAUAUCACCGUUCCGAAGUGUAGCUAGCAGUGCAGCUUUGUGUGUUCUUUCUUUGAUUGUUGUUCUUUGAAUGUUUUUUAUUAUAAUUCAUUUUUGUUCACCUUUGUUGUUGUUACGUACUGCAAAGUCCAAUAAUUGUUAUUGCUGCAUUUUGUUUCUCUUUCCCUUCUGUGUCUAGUGGCUGAGACGGUUGCCGUUUCCAACACAGCAGAGUCUGCAGCCCUCCUCACCGUCCCAACUGUGGCAGACCCUGCCCCCCUCCCAGUCGCCACUAUAGCAGACCCUGCCCCCCUCCCAGUCUCCACUAUAUUAGACCCUGCCCCCCUCCCAGUCUCCACUAUAUUAGACCCUGCCCCCCUCUCAGUCGCCACUAUAUUAGACCCUGCCCCCCUCCCAGUCGCCACUAUAUUAGACCCUGCCCCCCUCCCAGUCGCCACUAUAUUAGACCCUGCCCCCCUCCCAGUCGCCACUAUAUUAGACCCUGCCCCCCUCCCAGUCUCCACUAUAUUAGACCCUGCCCCCCUCCCAGUCGCCACUAUAUCAGACCCUGCCCCCCUCCCAGUCUCCACUAUAUUAGACCCUGCCCCCCUCCCAGUCGCCACCAUAGCGGAGGGGGUGUCUUCUCAGUGUGACAUGGUUGAGGUGCUGAGCCGCCAGCUGGAGGACAUCCUCAACACCUACUGCCUGGAGGACAACGGGGAGGACGGGGUUAACCUGCCCAACGGCCAAUCACACGGCCCCAUGGUCAACGGCCUGGCCAAUGAGAAGGAGCUGGACGUCAAGCCGGAGGAGGUCAAAGUGAAUGCCGGCGGAGCGGAGAAAGUGAAGAGUCAAGAGAAGAAGAAGGUGAAGGGGCUGGGUAAGGUUCUGUUGCUCUGUCUGAAAUCAACCCUAGGUGCUUGUCGUUGAUCUGAAAUGAUUGGAUGGGUAUAGGUCAGUGGCCGCCAACCCUGGUCCUGAAGACCAAUAUGGAGCUAUUACCCAUCUAUAUUGCACACUAAUAUCGAGCUGUCAUCCAUCAGAUUAUUUUAGUCAUACGGGUGGUGGCUAGGGGUUGAGGACUGGACAACUUCCCCUUGUAUGUUGCUGGGUCCCUGCUAUGAUGAGAUGGUGUUGCACUGAAUGUCUUCCCCCUGUGUUACGCUGAAUAUAUUCCACGUCCUGUGUGUUGCAGGUAAAGAGAUCACCCUGCUGAUGCAGACCCUGAACACUCUGAGUACACCAGAGGAGAAACUGUCAGGCCUCUGUAAGAAGUAUGCUGAGCUGGUGAGUAGUAACUCUCAUAAACGUUUUGACUCGGGUGUGUGUGUGGCUCAAAGGCUGUUUGGUUUAGUUAAUAACUUUGUAUUUAUUUAAUUUGAGCAUGCUAGCAGCCCUCUUAUUUCUAGCCUCCAUCUGUGUAUCAGCCAGUAGCAGUUUGUCUCCUCUGUCUGUCUGGUCAUCAUGCAGGGGAAUGGACAGGGCAGAUCAACAUAGGGUGACCUACAGGGGAAUGGACAGGGCAGAUCAACAUAGGGGAAUGGACAGGGCAGAUCAACAUAGGGUGACCUACAGGGGAAUGGACAGGGCAGAUCAACAUAGGGUGACCUACAGGGGAAUGGACAGGGCAGAUCAACAUAGGGUGACCUACAGGGGAAUGGACAGGGCAGAUCAACACAGGGUGACCUACAGGGGAAUGGACAGGGCAGAUCAACACAGGGUGACCUACAGGGGAAUGGACAGGGCAGAUCAACAUAGGGGAAUGGACAGGGCAGAUCAACAUAGGGUGACCUACAGGGGAAUGGACAGGGCAGAUCAACACAGGGUGACCUACAGGGGAAUGGACAGGGCAGAUCAACAUAGGGUGACCUACAGGGGAAUGGACAGGGCAGAUCAACACAGGGUGACCUACAGGGGAAUGGACAGGGCAGAUCAACACAGGGUGACCUACAGGGGAAUGGACAGGGCAGAUCAACACAGGGUGACCUACAGGGGAAUGGACAGGGCAGAUCAACACAGGGUGACCUACAGGGGACUGGACAGGGCAGAUCAACACAGGGUGACCUACAGGGGAAUGGACAGGGCAGAUCAACACAGGGUGACCUACAGGGGAAUGGACAGGGCAGAUCAACAUAGGGGAAUGGACAGGGCAGAUCAACACAGGGUGACCUACAGGGGAGUGGACAGGGCAGAUCAACACAGGGUGACCUACAGGGGAAUGGACAGGGCAGAUCAACACAGGGUGACCUACAGGGGAAUGGACAGGGCAGAUCAACACAGGGUGACCUACAGGGGAAUGGACAGGGCAGAUCAACACAGGGUGACCUACAGGGGAAUGGACAGGGCAGAUCAACACAGGGUGACCUACAGGGGAAUGGACAGGGCAGAUCAACACAGGGUGACCUACAGGGGAAUGGACAGGGCAGAUCAACACAGGGUGACCUACAGGGGAAUGGACAGGGCAGCUCAACACAGGGUGACCUACAGGGGAAUGGACAGGGCAGCUCAACACAGGGGUGACCUACAGGGGAAUGGACAGGGCAGAUCAACACAGGGUGACCUACAGGGGAAUGGACAGGGCAGCUCAACACAGGGUGGCCUACAGGGGAAUGGACAGGGCAGCUCAACACAGGGUGGCCUACAGGGGAAUGGACAGGGCAGAUCAACACAGGGUGACCUACAGGGGAAUGGACAGGGCAGAUCAACACAGGGUGACCUACAGGGGAAUGGACAGGGCAGAUCAACACAGGGUGACCUACAGGGGAGUGGACAGGGCAGAUCAACACAGGGUGACCUACAGGGGAAUGGACAGGGCAGAUCAACACAGGGUGACCUACAGGGGAAUGGACAGGGCAGAUCAACACAGGGUGACCUACAGGGGAAUGGACAGGGCAGAUCAACACAGGGGACCUACAGGGGACUGGGCAAUGGGCAAUCAACCAGGGUGACCUACAGGGGAAUGGACAGGGCAGAUCAACACAGGGUGACCUACAGGGGAGUGGACAGGGCAGAUCAACACAGGGUGACCUACAGGGGAAUGGACAGGGCAGAUCAACACAGGGUGGCCUACAGGGGAAUGGACAGGGCAGAUCAACACAGGGUGACCUACAGGGGAAUGGACAGGGCAGAUCAACACAGGGUGACCUACAGGGGAAUGGACAGGGCAGAUCAACACAGGGUGACCUACAGGGGAGUGGACAGGGCAGAUCAACACAGGGUGACCUACAGGGGAAUGGACAGGGCAGAUCAACACAGGGUGACCUACAGGGGAAUGGACAGGGCAGAUCAACACAGGGUGACCUACAGGGGAAUGGACAGGGCAGAUCAACACAGGGUGACCUACAGGGAAUGGACAGGGCAGAUCAACACAGGGUGACCUACAGGGGAAUGGACAGGGCAGAUCAACACAGGGUGACCUACAGGGAAUGGACAGGGCAGAUCAACACAGGGUGACCUACAGGGGAAUGGACAGGGCAGCUCAACACAGGGUGACCUACAGGGGAAUGGACAGGGCAGCUCAACACAGGGUGACCUACAGGGGAAUGGACAGGGCAGCUCAACACAGGGUGACCUACAGGGGAAUGGACAGGGCAGCUCAACACAGGGUGACCUAUAGGGGAAUAGACAGGGCAGCUCAACACAGGGUGGCCUACAGGGGAAUGGACAGGGCAGAUCAACACAGGGUGACCUACAGGGGAAUGGACAGGGCAGAUCAACACAGGGUGACCUACAGGGGAAUGGACAGGGCAGAUCAACACAGGGUGACCUACAGGGGAAUGGACAGGGCAGAUCAACACAGGGUGGCCUACAGGGGAAUGGACAGGGCAGAUCAACACAGGGUGACCUACAGGGGAAUGGACAGGGCAGCUCAACACAGGGUGACCUUCAGGGGAAUGGACAGGGCAGAUCAACACAGGGUGACCUUCAGGGGAAUGGACAGGGCAGAUCAACACAGGGUGACCUACAGGGGAAUGGACAGGGCAGAUCAACACAGGGUGACCUACAGGGGAAUGGACAGGGCAGAUCAACACAGGGUGACCUACAGGGGAAUGGACAGGGCAGAUCAACACAGGGUGACCUACAGGGGAAUGGACAGGGCAGAUCAACACAGGGUGACCUACAGGGGAAUGGACAGGGCAGCUCUGUGUGGGUGGGGGGGGGGGGCGCUCUAUCAGCUGACUGGGCCCAGGGAGCGUGCCGCUGGCUGAUGGAGCGGCGCCGAGGGAGACUGCAGUGUUUGGAAUGGGCUAGAGGGGAAACUGCUAUACGCUGUCUUUACUGGACAUGGCUUCCCUUGGCAGCCUGACUUGUUUUCCCGCUAGCCUUCCAUCAGUAGACUUAUUGGAGCCAUUUUAGCAAUAGCUUUUCAUUUAGGUGUAAUUAAACAGCUCUAAUAGUAUUUUCAUUCAUUAAAGUCUAUUUUCUGUGUGCCUGCGUGCCCGUGUGUGCGUGUGUGUGUGUGUGCGCCUGCAUGCCCGUGUGUGUAUGUGUGCGUGUCCUUAUGUUUGUGGUGUGCAUUCGUCCCCCCUGUUUGUGUGUGUAGCUGGAGGAUCAGCGGAACAGUCAGAAGCAAAUGCGUGUCCUGCAGAAGAAACAGUCUCAGCUGGUGCAGGAGACGGACCACCUGAGGAAUGAACACAGCAAGGCCAUCCUGGCGCGCAGCAAACUGGAGUCACUCUGUAGGGAGCUGCAGAGGCACAAUCGCACACUCAAGGUAAAGGAUGGUGAAGCUGGUGUUUACAGUAGGUAAAGGAUGGUGAAGCUGGUGUUUACACUAGGUAAAGGAUGGUGAAGCUGGUGUUUACUCUAGGUAAAGGAUGGUGAAGCUGGUGUUUACACUAGGUAAAGGAUGGUGAAGCUGGUGUUUACACUAGGUAAAGGAUGGUGAAGCUGGUGUUUACUCUAGGUAAAGGAUGGUGAAGCUGGUGUUUACACUAGGUAAAGGAUGGUGAAGCUGGUGUUUACACUAAGUAAAGGAUGGUGAAGCUGGUGUUUACUCUAGGUAAAGGAUGGUGAAGCUGGUGUUUACAGUAGGUAAAGGAUGGUGAAGCUGGUGUUUACACUAGGUAAAGGAUGGUGAAGCUGGUGUUUACACUAGGUAAUGGAUGGUGAAGCUGGUGUUUACAGUAGGUAAAGGAUGGUGAAGCUGGUGUUUACAGUAGGUAAAGGAUGGUGAAGCUGGUGUUUACACUAGGUAAAGGAUGGUGAAGCUGGUGUUUACACUAGGUAAAGGAUGGUGAAGCUGGUGUUUACACUAGGUAAAGGAUGGUGAAGCUGGUGUUUACAGUAGGUAAAGGAUGGUGAAGCUGGUGUUUACACUAGGUAAAGGAUGGUGAAGCUGGUGUUUACACUAGGUAAAGGAUGGUGAAGCUGGUGUUUACACUAGGUAAAGGAUGGUGAAGCUGGUGUUUACACUAGGUAAAGGAUGGUGAAGCUGGUGUUUACACCAGGUAAAGGAUGGUGAAGCUGGUGUUUACAGUAGGUAAAGGAUGGUGAAGCUGGUGUUUACACUAGGUAAUGGAUGGUGAAGCUGGUGUUUACAGUAGGUAAAGGAUGGUGAAGCUGGUGUUUACAGUAGGUAAAGGAUGGUGAAGCUGGUGUUUACACUAGGUAAAGGAUGGUGAAGCUGGUGUUUACACUAGGUAAAGGAUGGUGAAGCUGGUGUUUACAGUAGGUAAAGGAUGGUGAAGCUGGUGUUUACACUAGGUAAAGGAUGGUGAAGCUGGUGUUUACACUAGGUAAAGGAUGGUGAAGCUGGUGUUUACACUAGGUAAAGGAUGGUGAAGCUGGUGUUUACACUAGGUAAAGGAUGGUGAAGCUGGUGUUUACAGUAGGUAAAGGAUGGUGAAGCUGGUAUUAACACUAGGUAAAGGAUGGUGAAGCUGGUGUUUACACUAGGUAAAGGAUGGUGAAGCUGGUGUUUACACUAGGUAAAGGAUGGUGAAGCUGGUGAUUACACUAGGUAAAGGAUGGUGAAGCUGGUGUUUACACUAGGUAAAGGAUGGUGAAGCUGGUGUUUACACUAGGUAAAGGAUGGUGAAGCUGGUGUUUACACUAGGUAAAGGAUGGUGAAGCUGGUGAUUACACUAGGUAAAGGAUGGUGAAGCUGGUGUUUACACUAGGUAAAGGAUGGUGAAGCUGGUGUUUACACUAGGUAAAGGAUGGUGAAGCUGGUGUUUACACUAGGUAAAGGAUGGUGAAGCUGGUGUUUACUCUAGGUAAAGGAUGGUGAAGCUGGUGUUUACUCUAGGUAAAGGAUGGUGAAGCUGGUGUUUACACUAGGUAAAGGAUGGUGAAGCUGGUGUUUACACUAGGUAAAGGAUGGUGAAGCUGGUGUUUACACUAGGUAAAGGAUGGUGAAGCUGGUGUUUACACUAGGUAAAGGAUGGUGAAGCUGGUGUUUACACUAGGUAAAGGAUGGUGAAGCUGGUGUUUACACUAGGUAAAGGAUGGUGAAGCUGGUGUUUACAGUAGGUAAAGGAUGGUGAAGCUGGUGUUUACAGUAGGUAAAGGAUGGUGAAGCUGGUGUUUACACUAGGUAAAGGAUGGUGAAGCUGGUGUUUACACUAGGUAAAGGAUGGUGAAGCUGGUGUUUACACUAGGUAAAGGAUGGUGAAGCUGGGACUUACACUAGGUAUAGGAUGGUGAAGCUGGUGUUUACACUAGGUAAAGGAUGGUGAAGCUGGUGUUUACACUAGGUAAAGGAUGGUGAAGCUGGUGUUUACACUAGGUAAAGGAUGGUGAAGCUGGUGUUUACAGUAGGUAAAGGAUGGUGAAGCUGGGACUUACACUAGGUAAAGGAUGGUGAAGCUGGUGUUUACACUAGGUAAAUGAUGGUGAAGCUGGUGUUUACUCUAGGUAAUGGAUGGUGAAGCUGGUGUUUACACUAGGUAAAGGAUGGUGAAGCUGGUGUUUACACUAGGUAAAUGAUGGUGAAGCUGGUGUUUACUCUAGGUAAUGGAUGGUGAAGCUGCUGUUUACUCUAGGUAAUGGAUGGUGAAGCUGGUGUUUACACUAGGUAAAGGAUGGUGAAGCUGGUGUUUACAGUAGGUAAAGGAUGGUGAAGCUGGUGUUUACACUAGGUAAAGGAUGGUGAAGCUGGUGUUUACACUAGGUAAAGGAUGGUGAAGCUGGUGAUUACACUAGGUAAAGGAUGGUGAAGCUGGUGAUUACACUAGGUAAAGGAUGGUGAAGCUGGUGAUUACACUAGGUAAAGGAUGGUGAAGCUGGUGUUUACACUAGGUAAAGGAUGGUGAAGCUGGUGUUUACACUAGGUAAAGGAUGGUGAAGCUGGGACUUACACUAGGUAAAGGAUGGUGAAGCUGGUGUUUACACUAGGUAAAGGAUGGUGAAGCUGGUGUUUACACUAGGUAAAGGAUGGUGAAGCUGGUGUUUACAGUAGGUAAAGGAUGGUGAAGCUGGGACUUACACUAGGUAAAGGAUGGUGAAGCUGGUGUUUACACUAGGUAAAUGAUGGUGAAGCUGGUGUUUACUCUAGGUAAUGGAUGGUGAAGCUGGUGUUUACACUAGGUAAAGGAUGGUGAAGCUGGUGUUUACACUAGGUAAAUGAUGUUGAAGCUGGUGUUUACUCUAGGUAAUGGAUGGUGAAGCUGGUGUUUACUCUAGGUAAUGGAUGGUGAAGCUGGUGUUUACACUAGGUAAAGGAUAGUGAAGCUGGUAUUAACACUAGGUAAAGGAUGGUGAAAUGGUUUUUACAGUAGGUAAAGGAUGGUGAAGCUGGUAUUUACAGUAGGUAAAGGAUGGUGAAGCAGUUGCUCACACUUGUACCUUUUUCACACUGGCUGGGCUAAGGCAAGCUGGGCUGGGCAGCACAGUACACUUUGUCAGCCCUAUAAUGUGAUUCAGUCAUCUCAGAUUGAUGAAGUGAACCGCUUUCAGGAAUAAAAUGGAGCCAUACAUUUUAAACUAACUUUAACCUGCUCUUGCAGGACGACGGGAUGCAGCGUGCACGUGUGGAGGAGGAGAAGAGGAAGGAGGUGACAUCACACUUCCAGGUGAGCCACUAGCGUCAUGUGAAGAAGGGAUCAAUAUUAAGUAUUUCCUUGAUGCCUUGAUUUAUUGCCUUGAUGGUCUGCAGUGAGUGUUGAGAAAUCUAGGAAAUAUUUUGGACAUUCACCCAAGGACUAAACACUUCUGUCUACUUCCUGGUUGGUGUCCAUUGUGCUGUUGCAUCCCAGGUGACUCUGUAUGACAUCGAGGCCCAGAUGGAACAACAUAAUGAGAGGAAUGCCAGUCUGAGGCAGGAGAACUCUGAGCUGGCAGAGAAGCUCAAGAAACUCAUCCAACAGUACGAACUACGAGAGGAGGUGUGUGUUUGGAGUGGGGAGAACGGUGUGUGUGUGUGUCUUUGGAGUGGGGAGAACGGUGUGUGUGUUUGGAGUGGGGAGAACGGUGUGUGUGUGUGUCUUUGGAGUGGGGAGAACGGUGUGUGUGUUUGGAGUGGGGAGAACGGUGUGUGUGUGUUUGGAGUGGGGAGAACGGUGUGUGUGUGUGUCUUUGGAGUGGGGAGAACGGUGUGUGUGUUUGGAGUGGGGAGAACGGUGUGUGUGUGUCUUUGGAGUGGGGAGAACGGUGUGUGUUUGGAGUGGGGAGAACGGUGUGUGUGUGUUUGGAGUGGGGAGAACGGUGUGUGGGUGGUGUGUGUUUGGAGUGGGGAGAACGGUGUGGUGUGUGUGUGUUUGGAGUGGGGAGAACGGUGUGUGUGUGUGUGUUUGGAGUGGGGAGAACGGUGUGUGUGGUGUGUGUUUGGAGUGGGGGGAACGGUGUGUGUGUGUGUUUGGAGUGGGGGGAACAGUGUGUGUGGUGUGUUUGGAGUGGGGGGAACAGGUGUGUGUGUGUGUUUGGAGUGGGGGGAACGGUUGUGUGUGUGUGUCUUUGGAGUGGGGAGAACGGUGUGUGUGUGUGUGUUUGGAGUGGGGAGAACGGUGUGUGUGUGUGUGUUUGGAGUGGGGAGAACGGUGUGUGUGUGUGUGUUUGGAGUGGGGAGAACGGUGUGUGUGUUUGGAGUGGGGAGAACGGUGUGUGUGUUUGGAGUGGGGAGAACGGUGUGUGUGUGUGUGUUUGGAGUGGGGAGAACGGUGUGUGUGUGUUUGGAGUGGGGAGAACGGUGUGUGUGUGUUUGGAGUGGGGAGAACGGUGUGUGUGUGUGUGUGUGUGUUUGGAGUGGGGAGAACGGUGUGUGUGUGGAGUGGGGAGAACGGUGUGUGUGUUUGGAGUGGGGAGAACGGUGUGUGUGUGUGUGUGUGUGUGUGUGUGUGUGUGUGGAGUGGAGUGGGGAGAACGGUGUGUGUUCUGUGAGGAGCAGACGGGAGUGUUUACAGCUUGAUUUGAGAUAGAAACAAAAAUAAUAUUUACAACAUGGACAUUUACUUGCAUAACUAAAGCACAGAGAAGGUGUAACUGCAGUAAAGGUCUGCCAAUGUUCUGGACAUGUGAGCGUUAACCCCCUGUCGUCUCUCACAGCACAUUGACAAGGUGUUCAAGCACAAGGACCUGCAGCAACAGUUGGUGGAUGCUAAGCUACACCAGGCUCAGGGCCUGCUCAUAGAGGCAGAGGACCGCCAUCACAGAGAGAAGGACUUUGUGAGUAACAGUAAAAUAGUUGUUUGGUAAAACACUAGUCAACAUACUCAACUCAAUGAGUAUAUGUAUUUAUUUAUGUAACGUUUUGCAGGAUGAAAUCUCUUGAUGCAUCUCGUUUUUCAAGUGUCCAAAUGAAGACAAACAAUACUUAGUAAUAAUAUGGCAACUAAAAACUACUGCCACAGCUAAUAGAAACUGCUGCCACAGCUAAUAAAAGAUACUGCCACAGCUAAUAAAAACUACUGCCACAGCUAAUAAAAACUACUGCCACAGCUAAUAAAAACUACUGCCACAGCUAAUAAAAGAUACUGCCACAGCUAAUAAAAACUACUGCCACGGCUAAUAAAAGAUACUGCCACAGCUAAUAAAAACUACUGCCACAGCUAAUAAAAGAUACUGCCACAGCUAAUAAAAGAUACUGCCACGGCUAAUAAAAACUACUGCCACGGCUAAUAAAAACUACUGCCACGGCUAAUGAAAGAUACUGCCACAGCUAAUAAAAGAUACUGCCACAGCUAAUAAAAGAUACUGCCACAGCUAAUAAAAGAUACUGCCACAGCUAAUAAAAGAUACUGCCACGGCUAAUAAAAACUACUGCCACAGCUAAUAAAAACUGCUGCCACAGCUAACAUAACUAAGUACCUAUCUUCACGUGAUGAUGUUUCUAUUAGUUAUAUGUCAGCUAUAUGAGAAUCAAACCCACAACUCUUAAUUUGUCUCAUGUUGUCUCGCCAGCUACUGAAGGAAGAGGCAGAGUCUCGGGAUGGGUAAGGGUUGGGCUCAUUUAGGGCUGACCUCAUUUAGUCAACUGGUCGAUUGUUUGGUCGAUAGACUGUUGGUCGACCGAGAUUUCUUUAGUCCAGCACUAGCAUAUAUAUAUAUAUAUAUAUAUAUAUAUAUAUAUAUAUAUAUAGCUCUGGAAAAAAAAUAAGAGACCACUGCAAAUUUUUCUUAAAUCAGCAUCUCUACAUGUAUGACAGCCAUUCCAUUCCAGUGUCUGUUGAAUUCCAACACAGGCACACCUCAUUCUACUGAAUUAGGUACGGAUUAGGCGAUUCACCUGAACCAAAUCUUAUUUAACGAGGAAAAGUAUAAAAACCACUGCUGUGGUCAUCACUAUCCUCUUGCAAUAGGACCAGCUGGAUGGCAAAAACAGUGCUAAUAGUACCUCAAAAGUAAUAUUAAUUAAAAAAAAUAACUAUUGAUCAUGCCAAAAGAGUUGAAAAGGAAAGUUUUGAGUGAGGAAAAGAAGGGUUCAAUUCUGGCUUUACUGGCAGAGGGAUGCAGUGAGCGUCCGGUUGCUUCCAUCCUUAAAAUUUCAAAGAAGGCGCUUCAUAAGAACAAGGUCAAGCAGAAGACAUUUGGGACAACAAAGCUACAGACCGGCAGAGGGCAAAAACGACUCUACAGACCGGGAUGACCGCCAACUCAUUCGAAUGUCACUCAACAACCAUAGGAUGACAUCAAGUGACCUACAAAAAGAAUGGCAAACGGCAGCUGGGGUGAAGUGCACGGUGAGGACGGCUCGAAACAGGCUCCUAGGGGCAGGGCUGAAGUCGUGCAAAGCUAGAAAAAAGCCCUUCAUAAAUGAGAAGCAAAGAAGAGCCAGGCUGAGGUUUGCAAAAGACCAUAAGGAUUGGACCGUAGAGGACUGGAGUAAGGUCAUCUUCUCUGAUGAGUCCAAUUUUCAGCUUUGCCCAACACCUGGUCGUCUAAUGGUUAGACGGAGACCUGGAGAGGCCUACAAGCCACAGUGUCUCACACCCACUGUGAAAUUUGGUGGAGGAUCAGUGAUGAUCUGGGGGUCCUUCAGCAAGGCUGGAAUCGGGCAGAUUUGUCUUUGUGAAGGACGUAUGAAUCAAGCCACGUACAAGGUUGUCCUGAAAGAAAACGUGCUUCCUUUUGUUCUGACAUUGUUCCCCAACUCUGAGGAUUGGUUUUUCCAGCAGGACAAUGCGCCAUGCCACACAGCCAGGUCAAUCAAGUUGUGGAUGGAGGACCACCAGAUCAAGACCCUGUCAUGGCCAGCCCAAUCUCCAGACCUGAACCCCAUUGAAAACUUCUGGAAUGUGAUCAAGAGGAAGAUGGAUGGUCACAAGCCAUCAAACAAAGCCGAGCUGCUUGAACUUUUGCGCCAGGAGUGGCAUAAAGUCACCCAACAUCAAUGUGAAAGACUGGUGGAGAGCAUGCCAAGACACAUGAAAGCUGUGAUUGAAAAUCAGGGUUAUUCCACCAAAUAUUGAUUUCUGAACUCUUCCUAAAUUUAAAACAUUAUUGUGUUGUUUAAAAAUGAACAUGAACUUAUUUUCUUUGCAUUAUUCGAGGUCUAACAACACUACAUAUUUUUUGUUAUUUUGACCAGUUUUAAUUUACUGCAAAUAAAUGCUCUAAAUCUUACAAAAUAUAUUUGGAAUUUGGGGAAAAUGUUGUCAGUAGUUUAUAGAAUAAAACAAAAAUGUUAAUUUCACCUCACGCAACCACAAUAAACAAUUUAGGAUAAACAAUUUCACAAAUGUGUCUGUUUUUAAUCUUUGCUAUACUUUUUUUUUUCUGUUAGACCAGCAUCUGGUAUUAUUUAUUUGUUUUGUUUGUUUACAAAUUGUCGGAAAAUAUAUUUAUAAUAAUAAUAACCCUCCUUUUUCCUUGAUCUCCUUAUUAUUAUGAUGAUGAUGAUCAUAAGUAAUGUCAUUAUCAUUAGUAGUCUUAGUAUAGCAGCCUUGUAUAACCACCAUUGAGCUGUAGGCCUAUGAGCUCAUCCUGUUUAGUCUUAAUACCGUAACUUACUUAGGCUUAUAGUUCAAUACUUUAUAUAGGCUACUGUAUCAAUCAAUCCUUUAUUUGUUCAUGUCAUCACACAGCAUAGCAUAGGAGUCGUACGUGAUUUUGAAACGCGAUCAAGCGUUUUUAGUUUUUAAAAUAAAUAAGGCAACCAUUUGAAUAAUUAAUGUGUGUAAACAAUAAAUAGGCCUAAACUGUUCCAUUUCGGAAAAUUGCAUUCAUGAAUGAAUGCGACUGUUUUUAGUCUUUGCGUUUAAUAAAGGCUUUACCACAAACAAACAAAAACUUUGCAACAGACUCUCUGGUGCACUUACAAAUGGCAUAUUAUUAUUAUUAUUAUUAUUACUUAUCAUUUAUUUUUGUGUUUACAUUGUUCCAAACGGUUAGAAAAUGUAUAUUGUAAUAUAACAGCACCUGUUUGGCACAAACAAUAUGCACGCAGCGCUUCUCCUUACCUUAUUUUUCUUGAUAUCCAGUAUUUUCCACAACUAGUCAAAUUUGUUCCACACAUCGUGACUUUCACUUUCUGAGCAACCAGUAAACAUUCCCCCCGUUUUCGAGUGUGUCACUUCCUCUGCAUCCGUUUCCUAAACAAAUGAGGGAUUUCGGUAACACGGCUUCUCAGUCAGAAAUGGCUGUAAUUAUGGUGCAGCUUCAUCAACACAGGCAGCGCGAUACACACUGCUGAUGUUCAUCAACACAGGCAGCGCGAUACACACUGCUGAUGUUCAUCAACACAGGCAGCGCGAUACACACUGCUGAUGUUCAUCAACACAGGCAGCGCGAUACACACUGCUGAUGUUCAUCAACACAGGCAGCGCGAUACACACUGCUGAUGUUCAUCAACACAGGCAGCGCGAUAAACACUGCUGAUGUUCAUCAACACAGGCAGCGCGAUAAACACUGCUGAUGUUCAUCAACACAGGCAGCGCGAUAAACACUGCUGAUGUUCAUCAACACAGGCAGCGCGAUACACACUGCUGAUGUUCAUCAACACAGGCAGCGCGAUAAACACUGCUGAUGUUCAUCAACACAGGCAGCGCGAUACACACUGCUGAUGUUCAUCAACACAGGCAGCGCGAUAACCACUGCUGAUGUUCAUCAACACAGGCAGCGCGAUAACCACUGCUGAUGUUCAUCAACACAGGCAGCGCGAUAAACACUGCUGAUGUUCAUCAACACAGGCAGCGCGAUACACACUGCUGAUGUUCAUCAACACAGGCAGCGCGAUAAACACUGCUGAUGUUCAUCAACACAGGCAGCGCGAUACAAACUGCUGAUGUUCAUCAACACAGGCAGCGCGAUAAACACUGCUGAUGUUCAUCAACACAGGCAGCGCGAUAAACACUGCUGAUGUUCAUCAACACAGGCAGCGCGAUAAACACUGCUGAUGUUCAUCAACACAGGCAGCGCGAUACACACUGCUGAUGUUCAUCAACACAGGCAGCGCGAUAAACACUGCUGAUGUUCAUCAACACAGGCAGCGCGAUACACACUGCUGAUGUUCAUCAACACAGGCAGCGCGAUAAACACUGCUGAUGUUCAUCAACACAGGCAGCGCGAUAAACACUGCUGAUGUUCAUCAACACAGGCAGCGCGAUAAACACUGCUGAUGUUCAUCAACACAGGCAGCGCGAUACACACUGCUGAUGUUCAUCAACACAGGCAGCGCGAUAAACACUGCUGAUGUUCAUCAACACAGGCAGCGCGAUACACACUGCUGAUGUUCAUCAACACAGGCAGCGCGAUAAACACUGCUGAUGUUCAUCAACACAGGCAGCGCGAUACACACUGCUGAUGUUCAUCAACACAGGCAGCGCGAUACACACUGCUGAUGUUCAUCAACACAGGCAGCGCGAUACACACUGCUGAUGUUCAUCAACACAGGCAGCGCGAUAAACACUGCUGAUGUUCAUCAACACAGGCAGCGCGAUACACACUGCUGAUGUUCAUCAACACAGGCAGCGCGAUAAACACUGCUGAUGUUCAUCAACACAGGCAGCGCGAUACACACUGCUGAUGUUCAUCAACACAGGCAGCGCGAUAAACACUGCUGAUGUUCUGGUCGCUGCAGCGAGGAGAAGAGGGAGGAGCUUAGUCACGCACGGCACAGCAAGUCUGAACCCGGCCUGGCACAAUCAAAUCAAUUGCGGUCGGACUCCCUCUAGUCAUUUUGUGUCUUUUUUUAAAUUAUUUAAUCAACCAGUCUGCUUAAAGCAUCAGAGCUCAGUGCAUGUACAGUAGCAGUCCAAAGUUUGGACACACCUACUCAUUCAAGGGUUUAAUCUUUAUUUUUUACAUUGUAGAAUAAUAGUGAAGACAUCACAACUGUGAAAUAACACAUAUGGAAUCAUGUAGUAACCCAAAAAAGUGUUAAACAAAUCAAAAUAUAUUUGAGAUUCUUCAAAUAACCACUCUUUGCCUUGAUGACAGCUUUGCACACUCUUGGCAUUUGAUUAAAACACAUAGGAUGUGUCUAUGUAUGGAAAAAUACACGUAAUUUUUUUUGGGACCAAUCGUUUGGUCAAAGGAGGAAAAAAAGUCUGGACAGCCCUAGUCUCAUGUUUCUCCAACUGCUGAAGGAAGAGGUGGAGUUUCAGAGGGUGGGUUCGGGUUGUUCUCAUGUUAGUCUCAUGUUGUCUCUCCAGCUGCUGAAGGAAGAGGUGGAGUUUCAGAGGGUGGGUUGGGGUUGUUCUCAUGUCAGUCUCAUGUUGUCUCUCCAGCUGCUGAAGGAAGAGGUGGAGUUUCAGAGGGUGGGUUGGGGUUGUUCUCAUGUCAGUCUCAUGUUGUCUCUCCAGCUGCUGAAGGAAGAGGUGGUUUCAGAGGGUGGGUUGGGGUUGUUCUCAUGUCAGUCUCAUGUUGUCUCUCCAGCUGCUGAAGGAAGAGGUGGAGUUUCAGAGGGUGGGUUGGGGUUGUUCUCAUGUCAGUCUCAUGUUGUCUCUCCAGCUGCUGAAGGAAGCAUUAGAGUCUCAGAGGAUGAGUGAGCUGAUGAAGCAGCAAGAGGUGCAUCUCAAACAACAGGUAACUAUCUCUACAGAGUGGGUGCUCUAUGAUAAACCUCUGGACAGAGUGGGUGCUCUAUGAUAAACCUCUGGACAGAGUGGGUGCUCUAUGAUAAACCUCUGGACAGAGUGGGUGCUCUAUGAUAAACCUCUGGACAGAGUGGGUGCUCUAUGAUAAACCUCUGGACAGAGUGGGUGCUCUAUGAUAAACCUCUGGACAGAGUGGGUGCUCUAUGAUAAACCUCUGGACAGAGUGGGUGCUCUAUGAUAAACCUCUGGACAGAGUGGGUGCUCUAUGAUAAACCUCUGGACAGAGUGGGUGCUCUAUGAUAAACCUCAGGACAGAGUGGGUGCUCUAUGAUAAACCUCUGGACAGAGUGGGUGCUCUAUGAUCGACAUCUAGCUAUAUGAUAAACAUCCUCACUGUUUCUGCUGAGCUGCAAAAGGUAAUAUGUGAAUUUAAUCUCCGCCCUGUUCUGCCUGUCUCCCCACCCAGCUGUCCUUAUACACAGAGAAGUUUGAGGAGUUCCAGAGCACUCUUUCAAAGAGCAAUGAGGUGUUCACCACCUUCAAACAGGAGAUGGAGAAGGUGAGCCUGUGUGUGUGUGUGUUAAGAUGUAGGCUGACCCAUGUUUGAGUCCGAAGACCUGCCAACCGUCACACAAUUUGAGGUGACAGUACGCUGGUAUGAAAAACUAUCCAAAAAAUAGGCUUCUAGUUUGACACAUUGUGUUUUUUUUUGACUCAACCGUCUGAAGUUGGAGCUGAGCCAAUCAGAGGACUUGGGCGAGGAUAAAAAAAUAUCUAGCUCUCCUCUCCAGCCAGCCUGCCGUAGUCAUAGCCGUAGCCGUAGUCGUAGCCGUAGCCGUAGUCGUAGCCGUAGUCGUAGCCGUAGUUGUAGCAGUAGUCGUAGCCGUAGUCGUAGCCGUAGUUGUAGCCGUAGUUGUAGCCGUAGUCGUAGUUGUAGCCGUAGUCGUAGCCGUAGCCGUAGCCGUAGUUGUAGCCGUAGUUGUAGCCGUAGUCGUAGCCGUAGUUGUAGCCGUAGUCGUAGCCGUAGCCGUAGCCGUAGUUGUAGCCGUAGCCGUAGUUGUAGCCGUAGUCGUAGUCGUAGCCGUAGUUGUAGCCGUAGUUGUAGCCGUAGCCGUAGCCGUAGUUGUAGCCGUAGUUGUAGCGUAGUUGUAGCCGUAGCCGUAGUUGUAGCCGUAGUUGUAGCCGUAGCCGUAGUUGUAGCCGUAGUUGUAGCCGUAGUUGUAGCCGUAGCCGUAGUUGUAGCCGUAGCCGUAGUUGUAGCCGUAGUCGUAGCCGUAGUUGUAGCCGUAGCCGUAGUUGUAGCCGUAGUUGUAGCCGUAGCCGUAGUUGUAGCCGUAGCCGUAGUUGUAGCCGUAGCCGUAGUUGUAGCCGUAGCUGUAGCCGUAGUUGUAGCCGUAGUUGUAGCCGUAGCCGUAGUUGUAGCCGUAGCCGUAGUUGUAGCCGUAGUUGUAGCCGUAGCCGUAGUUGUAGCCGUAGCCGUAGUCGUAGCCGUAGUUGUAGCCGUAGUUGUAGCCGUAGCCGUAGUUGUAGCCGUAGUUGUAGCCGUAGCCGUAGUUGUAGCGUAGCCGUAGUUGUAGCCGUAGUUGUAGCCGUAGUUGUAGCCGUAGCCGUAGUUGUAGCGUAGCCGUAGUUGUAGCCGUAGCCGUAGUUGUAGCCGUAGCCGUAGUCGUAGCCGUAGCGUAGCCGUAGUACUGUUUUUCUCCCUAGAGCUGGAUGGCAACUCUCCACUGUCUGUUGAUCCCUCUGAUGUGUGAGGGGGGAAAAGGGGUAGGGAAAAUGGAGAACAAACUGUUUGUCAAAUACAUUUUCCACUAUGUGUUAGUUAAGCACAUAACACAGGGGUUUGCCAAACUCUGUCCUGGGGCCCCUCCUGGGUGCACAUUUUAGUUUUUUUGCCCUAGCACUACACCGCUGAUUUGAAAUAAUCAACUAAUCAUCAAGCUUUGAUUAUUUGAAUCAGCUGUGUAGUGCUAGGACAAAAACCAAAACGUGCACCCCUUGGGGUUCCGGGGGACCGAGUUUGGUAAACACUGACAUAACCACUAUUAUUUCAUAGUUAGCUCCUUAGCUAAGGCGUCAAAAUACGACAGAGGUAGUUAGCUACAGCCUACAGUCUACUAAGCGAGAACACUUUUCUUGCCCGCACAUGCUUUGAGCUCCGCAAAGACGGUGGUGGGCGUGAGUGCGUUGCCGAGCGAAGGAAACGUGCGGCGUUUGCGGUACUUGGGUGUGCGGCGCUGCGUGGAUGGAAACCGACGUGGCAGAGAGAGCUGUUCCGCUAAUACAGACCUUCACAGAAAGUGAUGGGACACUGUUAAAAGAUGAGCAGGCCUGUGUUUUUUUUUUUUUUAUGAAUCCGUUGUGGAUCUGUCCUCUUCAUAUUGCUGGAGGUCAACAGUAGGCUGCUGAUGAUGUCAUAAUAGUCAGUUCACCGAUGACGACAAGGCACGUAGAAUGAAUGGUAGCCUAGUAGUCUGACCUAACCUGAUGGAUGGAGAUCUGAAACAAGCUCAUAUAGGUUUAGUUCAGUUGUUUCAUUUUCCAAAUAGCCUACAAACAGGAAGCUACACUACUACAUUAUUACAUCCAGUAAUUGAAUUAUUCAGAAUUUUAUCCCCCAAACAAAAUGAAGAGGCCAGUUUAGUGAAAAUCUAGAUUAUCCACAUAAUGACACCUUUUGGGCUACCGAGUGGCGCAGCGGUCUAAGGCACCGCAUCUCAGUGCUUGAGGCGUCACUACAGACCCCCUGGUUCGACUCCAGGCUGUAUCACAACCGGCUGUGAUUGGGAGUCCCAUAGGGCGGCACACACACUUGGCCCAGCGUCAUCCGGGUUUGGCCGGUGUAGGCCGUCAUUGUAAAUAAGAAUUUGUUCUUAACUGACUUGCCUGGUUAAAUAAAGGUUUAAAUAAAUAAAUAAAACAAUUGCAGGGAAAUAUCUAAAAUGUUCCACUUCAUAUUCAUCAUCUCCAGCACCACCCCAACAUCCACAUACUGAAUGGGAUAACGGCGCUUUUCUAUGUUUUGUAGUAAAAAAAGAUAGAGGAAGAUGUGUUUCCGAUGACAUCAUCGACCAGUUAGUAGGAAGUAAGGAGGCAAUGCCGCCUCAUAAUUGGUUAAAAUCACACGAUGCACACCGAUGAUGUCAUUGGGAAGACUUGUCUUCCUCAAUCUUUUUUUACUGCAAAACAUAGAAAAGCGCCGUUAUCCCAUUCAGUAUGUGGAUGUUGGGGUGGUGCUGGAGAUGAUGAAUAUGAAGUGGAACAUUGUGAAAUUUCCCUUUUUAAUUAGAAUAAUCAUUAACCCUAAAUUUUACCUAGAAUAAUCUGGACGUUUUAUUGAGACCACCUCAAUUUCAUUUAUGAUCAAACAUAAGACUUCUGUGUUGGCUACAUUGUUUGAUAUAAUUUAAGACUCUAGGUUUAAAUAUAUAUAUCCAAUUGUUCCAACUUCCUUAGGGGGAAGUUGACUGACCCCCUCCGGACCUCCCCCCUACCCAACCUUAGGCCCCCUCCGGACCUCCCCCCUACCCAACCUUAGGCCCCCUCCGGACCUCCCCCCUACCCAACCUUAGGCCCCCUCCGGACCUCCCCCCUACCCAACCUUAGGCCCCCUCCGGACCUCCCCCCUACCCAACCUUAGGCCUACACAGAGACUUCAUGCCCAUAGGGGGCAAGUGGCCAGUCAGAUUUGUACUGGUAAAAUACCAGUUAGCAAUUUUAUGAAGUUGGCUUUAGCUUUCCCAGAUAGUUAUAAGGUUGGGAACCUAUCUACCAAGAAGCCAUUUCAAGCUAUCAAUCAAGUUAAGAGUAGCUAGCUUGUCUAUAAAAUAAGGAAACCGUAACAUAAAGGCUCUUAAUAGGGCGUUGGGGCCAUCACGAGCCAGAACGUCUUCACUGCACCUUGGCGUAGAUUCCACAAGAGUCUGGAACUCUAAUGGAGGGAUGCGACACCAUUCUUCCGCAAUAAAUUCCAUCAUUUCGUGUUUUUGUUGGUUGAUGGUGGUGGAGAACGCUGUCUCAGGCGCCGUUCCAGAAUCUCCAACGAGUGUUUUUUAAUUGGGUUGAGAUCUAGUGACUGAGACGGCCAUGGCAUCGUUUUCAUGCUCAUCAAACCAUUCAGUGACCCCUCAUUUAUUCAAGUGUUUUCAUUAUUUUGGCAGUUACCUUUAUCUUAGCUGGCAUGCCUGGUUGACUUUAGAAAAGAUAGCAAUAACUAAAUGUCUGAAUUAGACUCGCAUUCCUUUGUCUUUUACCCAGAUUUUAGCAGAGAAGCAUAAUUUGUUUCUUUGAAAAUAAAAACGACACCAGUCAGGAGGAUACAGACAGCGCAAGACAUAUGCUUAGAUAUGAAAAAUAUCUUAUAUAUUUUUUUUUAAAUAUAGAAUUAAGCAUACUGAUUAUGGCUCUAGAUUGCAGGAAAAAGCUUUUUCAGAUGUAUGAAAAAUUCAAAAUUCUCCAAAUUACGGAGCCAGCCAUCCUCACGUACAGUGGGGAAAAAAGUAUUUAGUCAGCCACCAAUUGUGCAAGUUCUCCCACUUAAAAAGAUGAGAGAGGCCUGUAAUUUUCAUCAUAGGUACACGUCAACUAUGACAGACAAAUUGAUAAAACAAAAUCCAGAAAAUCACAUUGUAGGAUUUUUUAUGAAUUUAUUUGCAAAUUAUGGUGGAAAAAAGUAUUUGGUCACCUACAAACAAGCAAGAUUUCUGGCUCUCACAGACCUGUAACUUCUUCUUUAAGAGGCUGCUCUGUCCUCCACUCGUUACCUGUAUUAAUGGCACCUGUUUGAACUUGUUAUCAGUAUAAAAGACACCUGUCCACAACCUCAAACAGUCACACUCCAAACUCCACUAUGGCCAAGACCAAAGAGCUGUCAAAGGACACCAGAAACAAAAUUGUAGACCUGCACCAGGCUGGGAAGACUGAAUCUGCAAUAGGUAAGCAGCUUGGUUUGAAGAAAUCAACUGUGGGAGCAAUUAUUAGGAAAUGGAAGACAUACAAGACCACUGAUAAUCUCCCUCGAUCUGGGGCUCCACGCAAGAUCUCACCCCGUGGGGUCAAAAUGAUCACAAGAACGGUGAGCAAAAAUCCCAGAACCACACGGGGGUGCCUAGUGAAUGACCUGCAGAGAGCUGGGACCAAAGUAACAAAGCCUACCAUCAGUAACACACUACGCCGCCAGGGACUCAAAUCCUGCAGUGCCAGACGUGUCCCCCUGCUUAAGCCAGUACAUGUCCAGGCCCGUCUGAAGUUUGCUAGAGUGCAUUUGGAUGAUCCAGAAGAGGAUUGGGAGAAUGUCAUAUGGUCAGAUUAAACCAAAAUAGACGUUUUUGGUAAAAACUCAACUCGUCGUGUUUAGAGGACAAAGAAUGCUGAGUUGCAUCCAAAGAACACCAUACCUACUGUGAAGCAUGGGGGUGGAAACAUCAUGCUUUGGGGCUGUUUUUCUGCAAAGGGACCAGGACGACUGAUCCGUGUAAAGGAAAGAAUGAAUGGGGCCAUGUAUCGUGAGAUUUUGAGUGAAAACCUCCUUCCAUCAGCAAGGGCAUUGAAGAUGAAACGUGGCUGGGUCUUUCAGCAUGACAAUGAUCCCAAACACACCGCCCGGGCAACGAAGGAGUGGCUUCGUAAGAAGCAUUUCAAGGUCCUGGAGUGGCCUAGCCAGUCUCCAGAUCUCAACCCCAUAGAAAAUCUUUGGAGGGAGUUGAAAGUCUGUGUUGCCCAGCGACAGCCCCAAAACAUCACUGCUCUAGAGGAGAUCUGCAUGGAGGAAUGGGCCAAAAUACCAGCAACAGUGUGUGAAAACCUUGUGAAGACUUACAGAAAACGUUUGACCUGUGUCAUUGCCAACAAAGGGUAUAUAACAAAGUAUUGACGAACUUUUGUUAUUGACCAAAUACUUAUUUUCAAACAUAAUUUGCAAAUAAAUUCAUUAAAAAUCCUACAAUGUGAUUUUCUGGAUUUUUUCCCCUAAUUUUGUCUGUCAUAGUUGACGUGUACCUAUGAUGAAAAUUACAGGCCUCUCUCAUCUUUUUAAGUGGGAGAACUUGCACAAUUGGUGGCUGACUAAAUACUUUUUUUCCCCACUGUACUUUGUGCCCUGAUUGUAUAUUUAAGCGUAUUUCUAGUUAGCUACAGAAGAUCAGUACCAGGUACCCAUAAGUCUGAGGCAGACUAUGUUGUGGAAAAUAAUCACUAUACUUUAUUACAUAUCAAAAUACUUCCAGAGUUUUUGUAGAAUCAAGAAUGACUUUAUUACAAUUUCAACAAAGUAGUAGCACACUUUUUCUUUCUCCCUCCCCCAGUUAUAUAUCCCAUCCAUAUCUCCUCUAGUUCAAAAUCCCUCCCUCUUCAGUUUCCCGCUUUUUAUCGCUCCGCCUACUUCCCUUGUCUAUGAUGGCGGCUAAAUUCGACUUUCAUUUCAGUUGAGAAUCAAUAGUAAUACAAUCAAUCAAUCCUUUAUCUUGCAAAAACACUCAUGUUUAGUUUAAACUCUGUUCAACUCCGGCUCUCCCGGGCUUGACCUGAAGACCGAUCGUUGGACAUGACAGGUCCCUAAAUCCUUGAAACAUACACAAACCCCCACACAUACAGUGAAAUUAUCCAAUUAAGUUCCUGGCCCAAUAACAAAGAACUCUAACUCUAUGUUCGUGAUUAACCCAGUUUUAUCUCAUAGUCCACUAAAAAAAUCUCCAUCUUCUGCCAACAUCAUUAUUAGGCUAAAAAAUGUGCAUGCCAAUGAUCUGUGCCGUUGUGGAGGCUGGGGGGGUGCCCGCUGCCGUGCUGAAGCGGUACUCAUAAAAAUGAUUCAAAGUUGGCAGGUCUGUCUCCGAGUGUCGUCCGUGGUCAUGUGAUGUGACCUGUGUGUGUCCUUAGAUGACGAAGAAGAUCAAGAAGCUGGAGAAGGAGACGACCAUGUAUCGCUCCAGGUGGGAGAGUAGCAACAAAGCCCUGCUGGUCAUGGCUGAGGAGGUAGGUCAAUUCAGACCGAACUCACUGAAUGGGGCUUUUUAUAUUGGUGUGAGUGUACAUUUUUUGUUGUUGUUGUGAAAAGUGCAAGGUGUCUGUGACUGACUGUGUGUGUGUGUGCACAUCUGUAUAAAUCUUUGUGUGUUCCCUAGAAAACGCUGCAGGACCGUGAGUUUGACGGCCUCCAGGGGAAGGUAGGGAGGCUGGAGAAGCUUUGCCGGGCACUGCAGAACGAACGCAAUGAGCUCAGCAAGAAGGUCCAGGGCCUGAGCGCCGGCCCCGAGGACGACAGCCCAGGAGAUGAAUCCACCUCCCUCCCCCCCAUAGACUCCCAGGAGCCCAGCCCAGACCCCGACACCACCACCACCCCUAGCUCCCCCACACCCUGCUGCCACUGCGGCCCAGAGUUGGACACUGAGAACCAGGCCUGUGCAGCCCCCCUCACUGCCCAGGAAUGA
Coregonus sp. 'balchen' is the source of this 55504-nucleotide messenger RNA. NCBI's taxonomy places the organism in Eukaryota, Metazoa, Chordata, Actinopteri, Salmoniformes, Salmonidae. The record is from the annotation of a GenBank genome assembly.